Molecule: messenger RNA, 50633 nt
Organism: Podarcis lilfordi (Lilford's wall lizard)
Lineage: Eukaryota; Metazoa; Chordata; Lepidosauria; Squamata; Lacertidae
Source: the annotation of a GenBank genome assembly
AGGCGCCUAGCUGUGUAGGCUGCGCGAAGCAAAAACCCUGGUGGCGGGUUAGGUGGGCGUGCAAGGGCGACGCCUCUUUCCUGCUUUCAAGUUUCUUCCAAGAUGAGAGUGAGAGUCUGGGAAGGGGGAAAGGGAAAUUGUUAAUCCACACCCUUAAUUAACUGCAAAUGAGGGCUAAUGGCUUUAAAACCCUGGUUUGCAUGGGGUGGGGUGUUAGAUAUAUUGGGGCUGUUACUAAAUUAGGGUUGAAUUGCAUGCUUAUUUUGGGAGGAAAUUUGCUGGAACUUUAAAAUGGCAGGAAAUCACUUUUUCUGUGCAUUUUAAUCCAUAGGUUUUCUGUUACUAUGUGUGCAUUUCAGAGCCUGUGUGUAAUUUUAUAAUCUGCUUUUUGCUUUUAAGUUUCUCUUUUUAUUUGGGUGAGUGUAUGUGUGUCUGGUUUUAUGGUUUUAACUAUUAAGUCCAUUUUUCUCAGGGUCUAUUCCUUCCCCUGCCCACCCCCCUAAUACUCCUAAGAGGGUCUCUUCUCCAGUCUUCAGAGGCAGAAAAAGGUCCCCCUUUCCUUCCACUCUGCAGUUUUAAUCCGAAAUCUUAGCCGCAGAACUGCGCCCAGAGCUCAGAACCUCUCGCGCUAAUGAAAUUCCCUGUCGCAAAAUGCGCCUGGAAAAAUGGGAGUUUUGAACACUGUUUUCAUGUGGUUGUGAACCGCUGUGUGCUUUUUGUGAUGUGGCGGCAUAUAGAUUAUUUAAUAAAUCGUUAGUUGGUUUUUAAAAAUUUUUUAGCACAUUAUCCUUAAUAUUAACUCACCUUCCUUUCCCUGACAGAGACUUGAGGUGGCUUACUGAUAAAAACAGGAGCAGCUAACAACACUGAGGAGGAAUAAUUAAUUAAAAUAAAUAAAUAACAGAAUUAAAACUGUAUUUAAAUUUAAAAGUUGUGUUAUACGCAAACGGAUAAUUGUAGUAAAAACAGCAGGGGACCAUCCCUUCCAGUAAAAUAAAUAGUUAUAAUAGCAAUAAUAAUUUUCAUUGUAACAAAAAAAAAAGGUCACCGAGACUGUUGUGGCGACUGUAACCUACAUUUUAGGCAAUUACCGUAUUUUUUGCUCUAUAAGACUCACUUUUUCCCUCCUAAAAAGUAAGGGGAAAUGUGUGUGCGUCUUAUGGAGCGAAUGCAGGCUGCGCAGCUAUCCCAGAAGCCAGAACAGCAAGAGGGAUCGCUGCUUUCACUGCUCAGCGAUCCCUCUUGCUGUUCUGGCUUCUGAGAUUCAGAAUAUUUUUUUGUUUGUUUUCCUCCUCCAAAAACUAGGUGCAUCUUAUGGUCUGGUGCGUCUUAUAGAGCGAAAAAUACGGUAGCUUAUGCACCUUAACAUUGCCUCACCUGUUCCAAUACUGAAUUAACACUCACAAAAGGGUGAUUUCUUACCAUUUUGUUGAGGACAGUGAGACGACGUAAGCAGCUUCGUCUAACAGCCUUUGAGUGUGAAGCUCUGAACCAGAGCCCGGAAGGGGCCUCAUCAUUGACGCAGCCUUUGGGUUGGAGACAAGGGAGCCAAGACGUCCACAGAGGUCUAUACCCAACUUACCGGACGAAAAAGCAUCCCCGAGGUAUAGCCGCCUGUGGUGGAGGGCUGGGAGUGUGUGGGCGAUCUCUGCUAAAUAUCAGGUGGUGGGGUUUCAACUCGGGUUUGGGGGAAGCCAUGGGCAAAACUCUUGCUUCCGUAAAUCGGCGGUGGGCAACCUCAGUUGGCUAAGCUUGGAGCAAAUUGCUGGGUCUCAGCUUUUAACCCGCAGGGUUGUUGGGGUGAGGAAAUGAGGGAAGGAGAUGUUUGCGGCUGAGGGGCAGCCCUGGUAACAGCCUCCAAGAUGGGUUAAAACUACAGUGGCGCCUUGGUUCUCAAACGCCUUGGUACUCAAACAACUUGGAACCCAAACACUGUAAACCCGGAAGGAAGUGUUCCAGUUUGUGAACUUUUUUCGGAAGCUGAAUAUGCUCCAAUUCGAGUGCAACACUUCCAUUUUCAGUGUUAACGCUGAGGUCUGUCUGUUUUUGCUAUUUAUUUUGCGCUUUUUGUGGCUUUUUUGUUUGGUUUUUGUGACUGUGGAACCCAGUUCAUCUACUGAAUGAUUGAUUGUGUGACUGUAGUGCAUUGUUUAUUGCUUUCAUUUUUGAUCCUGAGUAGGCAAACUAAGGCCAGGGGGCUGGAUCCAGCCCAAUCGCCUUCUCAGCAUAGCUGUCAACUUUUCCCUUUUCUUGCGAAGAAUCCUAUUCGGAAAAAGGGAAUUUCCCUUAAAAAAAGGGAAACGUUGACAGCUAUGCUUCUCAGUCUGGCCCACGAACGAUCCAGGAAUCAGCGUGUUUUUACAUGAUUAGAAUGUGUCCUUUUAUUUAAAAUGCAUCUCUGGGUUAUUUUGUGAGGCUUGCCUGGUGUUUUUACAUGAGUAAAGGGACCCCUGACCAUUAGGUCCAGUCGUGGCCGACUCUGGGGUUGCGGCGCUCAUCUCGCUUUAUUGGCCGAGGGAGCCGGCAUACAGCUUCCGGGUCAUGUGGCCAGCAUGACUAAGCCACUUCUGGCAAACCAGAACAGCGCACGGAACAGCGCCGGAGCGGUACCUAUUUAUCUACUUGCACUUUGACGUGCUUUCGAACUGCUAGGUUGGCAGGAGCAGAGACCGAGCAACGGGAGCUCACCCCUUCACGGGGAUUCAAACCGUCGACCUUCUGAUCGGCAAGCCCUAGGCUCUGUGGUUUAAACCACAGCGCCACCCGCUUCCCCUAUACAUGAGUAGAAUGCGCUUUUAUUUAAAAUGCAUCUCUGGGUUAUUUGUGGGGCAUAGGAAUUCGUUCAUUAUUUUUUCCAAAAUAUAGUCCGGCCCCCCACAAGGUCAGUGAACCGGCCCCCUGCUGAAAAAGUUUGCUGACCCCUACAUUAGAUAGUAAAAUUCAUGUUAAAUUGCUGUUUUAGGGGUUCUUUUUAAAAGACUGGAACGGAUCAAUCCAUUUUGCAUUACUUUCUAUGGGAAAGCUUGCCUUGGUUUUGGAAUGCUUUGGUUUUGGAACAGACUUCCAGAACGGAUUAAGUUUGAGAACCAAGGUACCACUGUACACCUUAAAUGGGCGUUGUCGUUCAAAAUGGCCCUACUGGCCAGGACCAGUGUGGUCCAGAACAUCUGGAGGGUACCAGAUGUUGUGGGGAAGGGUGCUGGAAGACUGGAAACAGAUCCUGUGAUUCCUUUCCAGUCUCCGUCAGAGGAGUGGGCCACCAAAGCAGCAUCACCGACUACUUCAGAAGCAGACCCCAACCGCCUAGAUGUGCAGCUGUCGUGGCAAAAGACAUUGAGUGCAAACGGGAGGUAGACUUCCUGGAAUCCUUUUUCGCUCGCAAUGACUUCUUAGACCCGGAGGAGUCCUGCUCUGCAGUCGGGGACGGCGGGGACCCAGCCCUGAUGGCUUCCAGGAAACGGCCACGUUUCCCUAAGAGCCCCAACAACCUUGGGGCGGGCAGUGACCAGUGGGACCAGGAUGAAAAACCACCACUGGGGCAGCGAUCUGAGCAGCCCUGGGCUGAUGGAAGCCUCAAGCCGGAUGCCAACGACUUUGAUAUUGAUCCUCUGCCAGAUGCGUGUUUUGGGCUCUUGGGGACCCCGUGUUGGGAUGUUCCCCGGGGAAACAUAGAGCAGCUGCCCGACGAGGUUCUCCGCGAGAUCUUUGCCCUCGUGCCCGCGGCCCAUCUCUUCCAGAGCCUCACCUUGGUGUCUCAUCGCUUUCACCGGAUCAUCUCUGACCCGCAGGUGAGCGAUGCUUCCUCAUUGGUUGGGUUAGAAAUUAGCCAGGUGUGUUUUGCGAUUGGCAAGGGCCCAAUUGCACCCACGUGGAGAUCUCUAGGUGCCAGGUUUAGCGACUGACAUCUCCGCCCGACUGGCCCCUCCAGCUUUCUUAAGCAGGGAAGCAGAAAAGCAUAUUUAUUGCUUUAAUGUACCAUAUUUUUCGCUCUAUAGGACGCACUUUUCCCCUCCAAAAAUUAAGGGGAAAUGUUUGUGCGUCCUAUGGAGCGAAAGCAGGCUCCUUGGCUUCAGCGAAAGCAACGUGAAGCCUCCAAAGCGCAGAGGGAGCGCAGAGGGAGUGCACCAACCCCUCUCGCUCUCUAGGCUUCACAGAUAGCCACCUGAAGCCUUUAGAGUGCAGCGGCAAGACUCUUCUGGCUUCAGCAAAAGGAACACGAAGCCUUUGGAGCGCAGCGCUUGGUCCCUCCAAAGGCUUCGGGGUUAGCGACGCAAAGCCUCCACAGGGCAGCGGGGUGCCUUCAUUCCGCUGCCCUCCGGAGGCUUCGCGGGCUGUCCCAGAAGCCUCCGCAGGGCACAGGGAUGAAGGCUCCCCGUGCCCUGUGGAGGCUUCGCGCAAAGCUAGACCAGCUAUCCCAGCGGCUAUCCCAGAAGCCAGAACAGCAAGAGGCUAUCCCAGAAGCCUCUUGCUGUUCUGGCUUCUGGGAUUCAGAAUUCCCCCCCCCCCUUGUUUCCUCCCCCCCAAACUAGGCACGUCCUAUCGUCUGGCGCAGCCUAUAGAGCGAAAAAUACGGUAUAUCCCACCGUUUUCCUCCCAAGGAGUACAUGGGGAGUAGUUUGCCUGGCGCCUUCAUUAUACACCUUUAGGCGCCAGGCAAAAAUGUUCCCUUUUAACCAGGCCUUUGGUUGAUUUCACAUCCUAUGCCCUUUUAAAAUGUGGGGGUAUUUUUGGUGGGGAGCAAGGAGAGUUAUUGGGUGGUUGUUCUUAUUUUGAUUAUAUAUUUUGAUUUUUGUCGCGUGAACGGCCCUGAGACCUCUGGGUAUAGGGCAGUACAGUCAUACCUCUGGUUACAGACACUUCAGGUUGCGUUUUUUCAGGUUACGGACAUGCUGAAACCCGGAAGUACUGGAACGGGUUACUUCCGGGUUUUGGCUGUCCCGCAUGUGCAGAAGUGCUAAACUGCGCUUUGCGCAUGCACAGAAGUGUCAAAUCGCAAUCUGCGCGUGCGCAGACACACCACUGCAGGUUGCGAACGCUGCAGGUUGCGAACGUGCAUCCCGCAUGGAUCACGUUCGCAACCCAAGCACCCACUGUAUAUAAAUUCGAUAAAUAAUAAGAAUAAUACAUGCUUCAUCCCCCCUCCUCAGUUAAUCCCCGCAACGACUUUGUGAGGUAAGGUAAGACAGGGGUCAGCCAACUUUUUCAGCAGGGGGCCGGUCCACUGUCCCUCAGACCUUGUGGGGGGCCAGACUAUAUUUUAAUUCCUAUGCCCCACAAAUAACCCAGAGAUCCGUUUUAAAUAAAAGCACACAUUCUACUCAUGUAAAAACACACUGAUUCUCAGACCCAUCUGCGGGUCGGAUUGAGAAGGCGAUUGGGCCAGAUCCGGCCCCUGGGCCUUAGUUUGCCUAGCCAUGGGUUAAGAGAUAUUCCUGGCUGAGUGGGGAUUUGAACCCUGAUCUCCCAGUCCUAGUAGGACACUCUUAACUACGACACCCCGCUGGCUUCCUAGAGAACUUCUCCUAUGGGGCAGCUCUAUCAAUUAAGUAGGAAAGCAAAAUGCCAUUUAGAAUAGGAUGUGAAAUAUUUCCCAUUAGUUUGUUUUAUCCUGGAUUGUUUUACGGGAUGUUUUAAUGUGUUGUAAACCGCUUUGAGAUCUUUUUUCCUUUGAAAUCUAAAGCGGUCUAGAAAUGAAAUGAAGAAGAAAUUUCGCUGAGGAGAAAAGGGCACCUAAACCGUCUGUUGCGGCAACCGCAACCUAGGUUUAAGGUGCCGUUUGACGAUUAGCUUAUAUAAAAAAUAAUAAAUAAUAAAUAAUCUAUUAUUUAUACCCUGCCCAUCUGGCUGGGUUUCCCCAGCCACUCUGGGCGUCUCCCAACUGAAUAUUAAAAACACAAUACAGCAUUAAACAUUAAAAACCUCCCUAGACAGGGCUGCCUUCAGAUGUCUUCUAAAAGUCAGAUAGUUGCUUAUUGCCUUGAUAUCUGAUGGGAGGUCACUAUAUCUGAGUUCUUAACACUGCUUGUUUUACUCUUCUGGGAGGGAAGAAUGCAUAAAUUAAACUUCGUUUGGUUUCCAGAAAGGAGCUGAUGUAUUGCUUUGGUUUUUUGCAGUUUGUUCCUUGGAAAAAACUGUACUAUAAGUAUCUGAAGUCUGAGACCCAGGCCCAGCUGAUUGUGAAGGCAAUCCUUCAACGUUAUGACCUGACCCCAAAGCAGAGCUACUUUCCGCUGGGGUUUUUACGGUGAGUGAUGCUUCCAGGGUGGAUUUGAUUUAAAUCAAAUCGAUUUAAAUCACUCGUCAGUAAGACUCGGAUUUAAAUCAUCAUUAUUAUUAUUUUACAGAAAGACUCAUUCCUGCUGGUAUACUCUUAACAUUUACAACCAGAUGAAGCUUCCAUUUUUGGAAUAAUAAAUUUUCAGAGUUGUUUUUACAGUUAUAUCAAAAAAAUCACUGAUUUGGUUAUACUAUCAGAAAUACAUAGACACAUAAUUACAAAAUUAUGGUGAGGUUUAAUAAGAUAAUUGUUUCUGUUUGGACAACUUUUCUGCUGUACUUUAUUGGAAGGAGAUAAAUAGCCAUUUCCUUAAUAACAAUUUAUUUAACUAAAGCAAUAACAUUAUAGCAUAUGUAUCCACGUUAACUGAUGUGGUUAAACUUUUUUUUGUUUUUAAACCCUUAGUCUGAGUUUUGGCGCACAUGAAAAACUUAAAACAAAUCCUUAUUUCCUGAUGAAUAGCCUUUGGACUAUAAUGUAACUUAAAUAGAAAACUAUCUUUGGAAAGAUUUUUCCUCCAAAAGAAUUUUAUUUUAAAAAUCCGAUUUAAAUUUUAAAAAUCUGAUUUUUUUUUUAAACGGAUCCCGUUCACAUCCCGAGGUACCACUGUAGAUGACAAAAAAUAAAAUUAAAAAAUAAAAUUCUUACCUGCACUGAUGAUAGUCAUUGUUUGGAUAGGGGGCCUUUAUCUAUUUCUGCAGUAACAUAAUCAGUCAACCAGUAGUUGAACUGGGUUCCACACAGUCACAAAAACAAAUUAACUGAAAAGGCCUCAAAAACAAAAACGCAAAAUAAAUAGUAGAAACAAAAGUGCCAAACUUAAUGCGUUCCGGAAGUCUGUUUGACUUCUGAAAUGUUCAAAUACCAAAGCGCAGCUUCUGAUUGGUGCAGGCGCCCCAGAAACGAUAGCCGACAGCCUCAUUGGACAUUCAGCUCCCGAAAAACAGUUCGAAAACCGGAACACUUUCUUCUGGGUUUUCGGCGUUUGGGAACUAAGGCGUUUGAGGACCAAGGUACCACUGUCUGUCAUUUCCUGUGAAGACAGUCCUGGUGUGUGAGGGCUCCACUAACACCAUAUAUAUUUUUUUGCUUUGCCUUCCACACAGAUGUGUUGCUUCUGCGAAGAGCCAUCGCUGCUGGGACCCCAGAGCGAUCCGCCAGUGCUUGACAAAGCACUCUCUCUUUCCCAAGGCCGAAGCCUGCCUUGCCAGCUGGCUGCCUGAGCUGUCCAGCCCCAACGCGGGAGUAAGCGUGGCAUGCUUAUUCUCUCUGCACUCUGCAUGUUCUGCUGCAAUAAGGCUGCGAUCCCACUGGACAUGGCAGUAUGUGGCCGUUGAGCCCGGUGGCGCUUACGUCCGAGUAAACGUGCAAUGCAUUAUAUCAUAGGAGAGUUGACCGUUCCCUGACGCUUUACCUCUUAGCCCUCUUCCCCAUUUUUGUGUGUGUAUUUAAUUUGUGGCUGUCACUAAGGGGGCUUUGAGGUCAUUGGAACCCCAAUUAAAAGGGUUGCUUGUGACACACUGAGCAUGCAAGGUGACUGUUGUUUAGUCGUUUAGUCGUGCCCGACUCUUCGUGACCCCCUGGACCAGAGCACGCCAGGCACUUCUGUCUUCCACUGCCUCCCGCAGUUUGGUCAAACUCAUGUUGGUAGCUUCGAGAACCCUGUCCCACCAUCUCGUCCUCUGUCGUCCCCUUCUCCUUGUGCCCUCCUUCUUUCCCAACAUCAGGGUCUUUUCCAGGGAGUCUUCUCCUCUCAUGAGGUGGCCAAAGUCUUGGAGCCUCAGCUUCAGGAUCUAUCCUUCCAGUGAGCACUCAGGGCUGAUUUCCUUCAGAAUGGAGAGGUUUGAUCUUCUUGCAGUCCAUGGGACUCUCAAGAGUCUCCUCCAGCGUCAUAAUUCAAAAGCAUCCAUUCUUCGGUGAUCAGCCUUCUUUAUGGUCCAGCUCUCACUUCCAUACAUCACUACUGGGAAAAGGUGACAGGAAGGUCUAAAUCAGUGGUUCACGAAUCAGGGGGUUCCCUAGAGGACACAAAGGGGAGAGAGCCAUUGGUGUAAACAGUUAUCGUGUUGGAAAGCGGGUGUUGCUGUACUAGGUUCAUCAGCUUUGCUUAAUUACCAUAUUUUUCCAUGUAUAAGAAGACCCCUAUUUUUUUUAACCCAAAAUUAAGAAAUUAAGUUCUUUAAAGCCCUAAACGGACUCGAUUCAGUAUACCUGAAGGAGCGUCUCCACCCCCAUCGUUCUGCCCGGACGCUGAGGUCCAGCUCCGAAGGCCUUCUGGCGGUUCCCUCCCUGCGAGAAGCAAAGCUUUGGGGAACCAGGCAGAGGGCCUUUUCGGUGGUGGCACCCGCCCUGUGGAACGCCCUCCCACCAGGUGUCAAAGAGAAAAACAACUACCUGACAUUUAGAAGACAUCUGAAGGCAGCCCUGUUCAGGAAAGUUUUUAAUGUGUGACAUUUUAAUGUAUUUUUAAUCUUUCUUGGAAGCCGCCCAGAGUGGCUGGGGAAACCCAGCCAGAUGAGCGGGGUACAAAUAAAUAAUAAUAAUAAUAAAGCUUUUUUGGGGGGUGGGGGAGGUCACUUCCGCCAAUCGCGCACUGCCUACCCGCCACUGCCGAUCGCUUGCCACAGCCACUGCCGGUCGCGCACCUUGCCGCAGCCGCCGAUUGCUUACCCGUCUCGCCACAGCCGCCAACCACCUGCCCAAUUGCCACAGCCAACCACCAGCAGGCCUUGCUGCAGCCACCAAUCACCUGCCCAAUCGCUGCUGCCAAUCUCCUGCUUGCUGCUGCCAUUAAUUGCCUGGUUGUUUCAUGAUGUUCAUGCUGUUCAAGUGCUCAAAAUGCAUUACAUUCCUGGGCCACCAUAUUUUUCCCUGUAUAACACGCCCCCAUGUAUAAGACGCCCCCUAUUUUUGUGGCCUCCAAAUUGAGAAAAUGGGGAGAGAUUGUAUCCGUGUAUAAGACGACCCACAAUUUUGAACCUAAUUUUUUAAUAAAAAACCCUAGUCUUAUACCCUGAAAAGCACGACAAGUUCUGUUAUCCUUUGACAGAUGGUUCUCUGGUUCCAUGUUGGAACUAGGCCUGGUAAAUAGCAUGUCUAAAUCCUAAUAAUAAUACUAAGAUUAAAUUAUUUGUACCAUGCCCAUCUAACCGGGUUGCCCCAGCCACUCUAGGCGGGUUCCAACAUAAUAAAACAUAAAAAUUAUCUUUGUGAUGAACCUAAUUAUUCUUGUUUUUUUAAAUAUCCUUUCCAGCCUCCGUACAUUUGGGCCAUAUUUGCUACCAUCGUGCUGAUCUCUGGAGGUGUCUCUGACGUCCAGGAGUUGGUGGCUUCUGUAAGGAGACCCAGCUCCAGCCUCUCGCUAGUGGACAUCAUGGAAGUUCUGUACUGCAUGGCCACUUUGCUGUUUGCCAUGCGGGAUAAAAAGAUUCACAUCAGCAACAGGUACGUCUGCCAAGGGAGGGGCUUAAAAGGGGGCAGGGCAGUCAAGGAUCCCAGCAGCGGCGAAACCCAAGUUGCACCCUUGAACGCAGACGCACGUUUGCCUUGACUCCUUAUCUACCAACUAUUAAAUGCCAGCUGAAAACUUUUCCGUUCCGCCAGGCCUUUGCAGAGGCAGUUAAGGAUAUAACCUUCCGCAGUAGUUAAUUUGAUACCUGUCUUUAACUCUUUAAAAUGGUUUUAUUGUAUGGUUUUGAGUGUUCUGUGCAGUGAACCCCUUUGAUUUUUUUAAAAAUGAAGCAGUGGUAUGCAAUAUAUACCAUAUUUUUCGCUCUAUAAGAUGCACUUCCCCCCUCCUAAAAAGUAAGGGGAAAUGUGUGUGCGUCUUAUGGAGCGAAUGCAGGCUGCACAGCUUUUGCUGAAGCCAGGAGAGCAAGAGGGAUCAGUGCACACCAAUCCCUCUUGCUCUCCUGGCUUUGCUUCGCUGGAGAGCUGCUACGCAGCUUUCACUCUCUGCGCAGCGCCCCUUUAGCGAAGCGGGAGGAGAAACGGAGCCCCUUCCGUUUCUCCUCCUGCUUUGCUGGAGAUGCGCAGAGCUGAGAGGGAGAGAACAUUUUUUUUCUUGUUCUCCUCUAAAACUAGGUGCGUCUUAUGGUCGGGUGCGUCUUAUAGAGUGAAAAAUACGGUGUGAAUUAUUUUUUUAAAAAUUCAAUUCAUUCUCCCGCUUGGACUACUGCAAUGCGCUCUACGUGGGGCUACCUUUGAAGGUGACCUGGAAACUACAAUUAAUCCAGAAUGCGGCAGCUAGACUGGUGACUGGGACUGGCCGCCAAGACCACAUAACACCGGUCCUGAGAGAUCUGCAUUGGCUCCCAGUACAUUUCUGAGCACAAUUCAAAGUGUUGGUGCUGACCUUGAAAGCCCUAAACGGCCUCAGCCCAGUAUACCUGAAGGAGCGUCUCCACCCCCAUCAUCCAGCCCAGAGACUGAGAUCCAGCGCCGAGAGCCUUCUGGCGGUUCCCUCAUUGCGAGAAGUGAGGUUACAGAGAACUAGACAGGGGGCCUUCUCGGUAGUAGCGCCCGCCCUGUGGAACGCCCUCUCUUCAGAUGUGAAGGAAAUAAGCAGCUAUCCUAUCUUUAAAAGACAUCUGAAGGCAGCCCUGUUCAGGGAAGUUUUUAAUAUUUAAUUCUGUAUUGUUUUUAACACUUGAUUGGGAGCCGCCCAGAGUGGCUGGGGAAACCCAGCCAGAUGGGCGGGGUAUAAAUAAUAAAUUAUUAUUAUUAUUACUAUUAUUAUUAUUAUUAUUAUUAUUAUUUAUUAUUUAUUAUAUAUCAUUUCCCAUAAUUCUUUUAUUACUUUACAGUUCCACCACACGUGGCAAAAGGUGCCUUCUUUUUCUUUGCAUUUCCAGUGGAUUUUUGAACUUGUCCUAUACAUUUUUGCUAAUUUACUCGGGGUUAAAUACCAGCGAUACAUCGUUUUCGCAUCGUUUUCUUUUAAUGUGUAACAUGCUGUGAAUCUCAAAUCCCCUUUCCAUGAUUUCCCCCAUGCUGACUUCUGUAUAUUGUUACCUAGGUUUAUUCUUUCCAUCCUCGCUUAUGCUGUUAGGGACCUCUUUCGAUUCAUACACUCCUUCUCCCUGCGUCCUUGUAGGUUUCACUACAGCAUUUUCUACUGUCUCUAUCUCCUGGAGAAUUCUAGCAACGGCACCACAUUCGUCGAGCCGGAAUGGGGCAGCUCCGUAUACGAAAGAUGCCCUCACUGCAGGUACUUCCUGUGUUUACGUCGAAAGCUGAAAUGAACAGUGGCCGUUGCCAGCUUGCCUUGCAAGCCCUCCUGAAUCUUCCAACGUUUCAGGUUCAUUGGAUGAGUUCUGGUGUGAUGAGAGAGGGAGGAAAAUUUCCUGUAUCAGCUUUCUCCCUCGCGGGACAGGUUGGGGCUGCCACAGAUUCGGAGAACGGGGGCUCAUUUGAUUGCCAUGUUCUGUUGCUGUCGUUUAGUCUUGUCCGACUUUUCGGGACCCCCUGGACCAGAGCACGCCAGGACCAGACCACAAGGGUCAUUCAAUCUAACCCCCUGCAAUGCAGGAAUCUUUUGCCCAAUGUGGGAUUCGAACUCUUGACCCUGAUAUUAAGAGACACAUGCUCCACCAACUAAGCAAUCUCUGGGCCUGGAACCCAUGGGCAGUCCGAUGCAGGAAUUGCAAGCUGCCCAAUGAAGUGCAAAGCAAUUCGUAGGAACUUAGGAAGCAGCCUUCUGCAGAGUCAGACCAUUGGCCCAUCUAGUAUUGCCCACACUGGCUGGCAGCAGCUCUCUGGGGCUUUAGGCAACAUCCGCUAAGGGGAGAUGCUGGGACCUAAACCUUCUGCAUGCAAGUCACGGACCUGCCACUGAGUGUUGUUGUUUAGUCAUUUAGUUGUGUCCGACUCUUCGUGACCCCCUGGACCAGAGCACGCCAGGCACUCCUGUCUUCCACUGCCUCCCGCAGUUUGGUCAAACUCAUGCUGGUCUCUUAGAGAACACUGUCCCAGCAUCUCGUCCUCUGUCGUCCCCGUCUCCUUGUGCCCUCCAUCUUUCCCAACAUCAGGGUCUUUUCCAGGGAGUCUUCUCUUCUCAUGAGGUGGCCAAAGUCUUGAAGCCUCAGCUUCAGGAUCUGUCCUUCCAGUGAGCACUCAGGGCUGAUUUCCUUCAGAAUGGAGAGUUUUGAUCUUCUUGCAGUCCAUGGGACUCUCAAGAGUCUCCUCCAGCACCAGAAUUCAAAAGCAUCCAUUCUUCUGCGAUCAGCCUUCUUUAUGGUCCAGCUCUCACUUCCGUACAUCACUACUGGGAAAACCAUAGCUUUAACUAUAUGGACCUUUGUUGGCAAGGUGAUGUCUCUGCUUUUUAAGAUGCUGUCUAGGUUUGUGUUCCAUGCCGUGAACACGUGCCGUGUUCUAGCGUUUCAUUAAUCCAUGUUGGUUUUGGUCCUUUUCUUCAGCAACCCUGAUACACGACUCACUUAUGAACAGCAGACUAUCUUAAAUCACGCAAUUGCACCAGGGGAGGUUAUGAAAAUCAUCGCUUUUGCAGGUAAGGUGGCUUAAGUCGACACAGAAUCUUCUUCUUCUUCUUUGGCGAUCCCUCGUAGCCGAGUAAGAUUGUCUUCCAUGGGUACGGUCUUAACAGUGAGUCCGUAAGUGACUGUGGAGGCCAAUUCUGGAUCCACACGUCCUUCCACAGUGGGGACAUUGGUAUCCGGGCGGGAUUUGAUCACGGUGAGGGUUUGCCAAACGUAGCUUCCUCUUAGCACAUUUCUCCCUUGCGUCCUGAGUUUGAGUGUCUUCAAAGCCCAUGACACCUUUGGCAAAGGCUGUUCUCCAACUGGAGCGCUCGCAGGCCAGUGUUUCCCAGUUGCCGGUGUUUAUACUACUUUGUGGCCUUAAGCGUACAGGCCUUAAAAUGACCGCUUGAUGGCGCAUGGCGCCUUUUGAACUCUCCCUACCCUCUGGUGAUGGUUGUGGCAUUUUCUGUGACAAUUCCUUGGUUUAUUCAGGCCACGAAUAAACUUACUUAGUAUAUGUAGACCAGAUUCAUAUAUCAUCAUCAUCAUCAUCAUUAUUUUAUUAUUAUUAUGCUGCCCUUCAUAACAUGAUCUCAGGGCAGUUCACAGAAUAAAAAUACAAGAUAAAAGCACAAGUAAAUAAUUCAGACGAAAACCGCAAACCAGCAGCCCCACUUCCCACAGACACAUUUAAAAGGCUGUAGAAUAUUAAUAAGCCAAAGGCCUGGCUGAAGAGUAAUGUUUAUAUAUGUUAUAGAAUAUACAGUGGUACCUCAGGUUACAUACGCUUCAGGUUACAUACGCUUCAGGUUACAGACUCCACUAACCCAGAAAUUUUACCUUGGGUUAAGAACUUUGCUUCAGGAUGAGAACAGAAAUCGUGCUCUGGCGGUGUGGCAGCAGCAGGAGGCCCCAUUAGCUAAAGUGGUUAAGAACGGACCUCUGGAACGAAUUAAGUACUUAACCUGAGGUACCACUGUAUAUUUAUUCUGUAUUUUAUAACGUAUAGAACACUUUGAGUCCCUGUCAGGGAAAAAGUCAGGGUAUAAAUAAAUACGUAAUGAAAAGGAUGAUAAUAAUACAUCUGAAUUGACAGAGUACAGCCAGUUAUUGCUUCAAUUUCCGUCACUGUAACUAACCAGAACAUAGCUCUUUAUCUAAAUAAGUCUUGUUGGACUUCCCGCUCCCAUCAACCCCAGUCCACGUGGUCAGCCGUCCAGCAGCUUUUGGAGGGUUGUUGCUGCUCCAGCCACGAUCUACACUACAGUUUUGGAACUGUGGAAAGAGUUUCCGUUUCCUCCUCAGGGACAGGGAAGACUUCCACCCUGAUCAGGUACGCCGAGAAAUGGUCCCAGCUCCGAUUCCUGUACCUGGCGUUCAACAGGACCAUUGCGGAUCAGGCGGCGCAGAGGUUCCCCCCAAACGUGACGUGCAAGACGGUCCACUCCUUGGCCUUCAAGGAAGUCGGGAAAAAGUAAGUGGCAGCCUUCUCGUGGAUGUGCCCUGGUUAAAUGCAGGAACACAAGCAGCGCCCUCAAUGGCCCAUCAGUGGCCAGCAUCCUGUUCUUGCAUUCGCCGGCCAGAUGCAUGUGGGGAGGCAGCAAGCAGAGGGCCUUCUCGGUAGUGGCACCCACCCUGUGGAACGCCCUCCCACUAGAUGUCAAAGAGAAAAGCAACUACCAGACUUUUAGAAGACAUCUGAAAGCAGCCCUGUUUAGGGAAGCUUUUAACGUUCAAUAAGUUAUUGUAUUUUAGUGUUCUAUUGGAAGCUGCCCAGAGUGACUGGGAAAACCCAGCCAGAUGGGCGGGGUAUAAAUAAUAAAUUAUUAUUAUUGUUAUUAUUAUUAUCUGAGCACAGGAGCAACCCUCUCUCCUCCUGUGGUUCCUAGCGACUGGUCUUCAGAAGCGUUGCUGCCUCUGACAGUGGAGGGCAGAACUUCUUCUUCUUUGGCGAUCACUCGUAGCCAAGUAAGAUUCUCUUCCAUAAACAUGGUUUUAACAAUGAGUCCGUAAAUGACUGUGGAGGCCAAUUCUGGAUCCACACACAGCCAUCCUAGCUAGUAAGCUUUACAGCUGUCAGAUGGCGGUGGUGGUUGCUCGUGAGUAACCAGUCAGGGCUCCGACCUGUCUCUUACAGGUUUUUAUUUCGGUGCAAAACUAUUUACAGUGCAGCGACGUGGGUGGCGCUGUGGGUUAAACCACUGAGCCUAGGACUUGCCGAUCAGAAGGUCAGCGGUUCGAAUCCCUGCGACGGGGUGAGCUCCCAUUGCUCAGUCCCUGCUCCUGCCAACCUAGCAGUUCGAAAGCACGUCAAAGUGCAAGUAGAUAAAUAGGUACCGCUCCAGCGGGAAGGUAAAUGGCGUUUCUGUGCGCUGCUCUGGUUCGUCUGAAGUGGCUUAGUCAUGCUGGCUGCCGGCUCGCUCGGCCAGUAAAGCGAGAUGAGCGCCACAACCCCAGAAUCGGCCAUGACUGGACCUAAUGGUCAAGGGUCCCUUUACCUUUACCACAAGUUCAUGUCUGCCUCAGUCGCUAGCAGAAUCCGGGAGUGGUUGUUUCUGUCGGACUUCCGUUCAACUGAGCUACUCCUCCGGUCGAGUCCUCCGACCUGAUUAAUGACCUGAUGAGGCUCCAGGCCCAUUCUCUAAUUACGCAGAGUAUCCAGCCUGCAUGGAAGGGUGAGAAAAUAUGAGCUACAUUGCAAAGAGUUUUAUUCCUAACUACGCAGACAGAAAAGAAAUAGACAUGCUCUCUCUGUGAGAGCAGAGAGCAACUGAACAACAAAGGAACAGGAAACCAGUAACAUCACAUCCGUCUCCUGUAUUGGGUGAGACUUCCAAUAGCCUGGAAUCUCUGGAAUGCAAAACAGAGUCUUGUGACUCCAAGAGCACAGAAAUCUAACAGUUUCCGGGUCGUCCCCCGACAUAAUAGCUUAGUCACCCCCAGGCUUUUCCUUCCUUCUUUGCGUUUUACACCUCUGCGCAGGCUGGGCGAUGGAAGAGGCGUGCUUCCCUCUUGGCCAGCUUGUCCAGGAACGGUACUGAGGCUCCCAGCAGCAUCCUCUGGUCCCUUCUCCUCUUCCCCACUGGAGGUGGGGCUUUCCCCACCACAGGAAGAGAAACUGCUUCGCAAGAUUUUCAGAGUUUCCCUGUAACCCAACUGCCCCUCAGCUUCCCUUCCCUGUUCCGAUGGCUGUCACCUGACAUCAGCCAUUUGUCUAAACCCCUUCCAAGCCCAUACGAUCCUGGAAUCCUAGAAUUCCAGCAUUAGAAGGGACCCCUGGGGCAUCUUGCCACACUCCCUCUGAUGCAGCAAUUAAUUCAGCUAAAUAAUCUUACUUGGAUUUUUAAUUGCUACUCUUUCGAAUGUGACUGUUGGUAUAGUGGAACCUCGGUUCUCGACCGUCUCCAUUGACGAACGAUUCGGAACCUGGACUCUGAAAACCCGGAAGUAAUUGCUUCUGUUUUCGAACGCGCCUUGAAAGUCGAACGGCUUCUGCUGUGUGUUUUUCCAUUUCUUUCUAACGGAUUUUGCCGACCAUUGAUCCUCGGAUUCCGAACGUUUCGAAAGUCGAGCAAUCUUCCAGAAUGGAUUGCAUUCGAAAACCGAGGUUCCACUGUUGCUUUCCUUGGCGAGUUGUGCAAACCACUAUUCCGAAUGAUGCUUUUUGUAGAGUUGGGUCGGGGGCACCAGGGGAUUAGGGCUGGGUGAUGUCGGGUUUUCAACAUCACCAUGUGCUGCCAGCCGGACAGUGCAAUCUCUGCGAUGCGUCGCGAUGUUGAAGCUGAGGAGCGAGCUGUUUCGUCCCUGGCACAUCGAGGUGGCAGCUUGUUCCUCCAGCUGGGGGAGGAGUGUUGGGAUGCGUCCGGGGAGAUGGGGGUACCGUAUUUUUCACUCUAAAGGACGCACUUUUUCCCCUCCAAAAAUUGAGGGGAGAUGUGAGAUUUUGACCAGCUUUGGCCCAUCUGAAGCUGAUACAGGCUCGUCUUAUCUUGAGCCCAAGCGGAGUGUCAUCACACAGCAGAAGGAUAAGCAGGUAAUGUGCCACAUGCUGACUUUAUUUACAAGCUAUGCUGAGAGCAUACAAACAUGCGUCCUGUCUCUGUAAGAGCAGAGAAGCAACUGUCUCUCUAACAAAGAAACUGAGAGAACCGUGAAAAACAGGAAACCAGUGUACGUCACAUCCAGUCUCCCAUUCCUGUGGGAACCCAACAGUAACUUAGACUGUGGAAUGCAAAACAAUGUCUUGUGACAUGCAUUCGCUGCUCAGUGAGGAAGCAGAAACCAACAUGUGCGUCCUAUGGAGCAAAUGCAAGCUCCUUGGCUUCAGCGAUAGCAACGCUAAGCCUCCAAAGCGCAGAGGGAGCACUCCCUCCGUGCUCCAAAGGCUUCGCGUUGCUUUCGCUGAAGUCUGGAGAGUGAGAGGCGUCGGUGCGCACCGACCCCUCUCGCUCUCCAGGCUUCCGGCAGCCAGCGGGAUCCAUCCCGCUGGCUGCCUUGGCUUGUGACAGAGCCGCGCGCUACCCCUCUGGCAGGGAGAGGUUGCGCGCAUGCUGUACGCUGCUCUUUGGGGCUGGGGGGGAAAUAAGAUUAUUUUUCUUGAUUUUCCCCCCUAAAAACUGGGUGUGCCCUAUGGUCUGGUAUGCCCUAUGGAGCGAAAAAUACGGUAAUUGGCUCCCAGCUGGCUCCAGCCCACCAGCCGGCAGCCGGGCGAACUCCCGUUGUCGGAACAGCAUCAAAAACUGUGACUCAGGCCUCAGAAAACUUUAGAGACUGAGCGCGCAAGCCAGCAGAGAUAAUAACAAUAAUAAUAAUAAUUUAUUAUUUAUACCCCACCCAUCUGGCUGGGCUUCCCCAGCCACUCUGGGCAGCUUCCAAAAAAAUACUAAAAUACCGUAAUACAUCAAAAAUUAAAAGCUUCCUUAAACAGGGCUGCCUUCAGAUGUCGUCUAAAAGUCUGGUAGUUGUUGUUCUCUUUGACAUCUGGUGGGAGGGCGUUCCACAGGGCGGGUGCCACCACUGAGAAGGCCCUCUGCCUGGUUCUCUGUAACUUCGCUUUUCGCAGUGAGGGAAUCGCCAGAAGGCCCUUGGCGCUGGACCUCAGUGUCCGAGUAGAAUGAUGGGGGUGGAGACGCUCCUUCAGAUUAGAACUCAUUUCAGCAGAAGUGGCAGACAGAGGCUGUGUAAAGCGUAUUUACAAGCAUAUUAUUCAGCAUCAGGACAGAGGAAAAACAUGUCUGCUUCCCUUUGUGUCAAUGCAAACAGCAUAAGCAAAAGCUAUACACAACGGAAGUUGCCAGCAAGCUGUGCUGGAAGUAAACAGACAUGUGACAUACAACAACCCACACAUCUGUUUUAAGGUGGAACGGAACAUCCGAAUCCUAACAUGGAGGGCAUCCCCUUCGGACUUCACAGUUGUAAAGUCUCUUCCUUCUCUCUCUCUCCCUCCCAUUGCCCCACUUCCAACCUGGUGCAGCUACAAGAAGAAGCUCAACGCUGGCUCGCUGAGCUCCUAUUGUGUCAGCUUCGUCCUCCGCAACCGCGAGGGCCAGUCGUUGUACACCAGAGCCAAGACAGUGAUUGAGACCCUCUCGGCAUUCUUUGCCUCCGCCGACGAAUCCAUUUCUACGGAACACACGCCCCUCUGGUGCAAGAACAACCAGGGGCAGCUCGUUCUUGUCCAGGAAGCAGAAAAGCGAGUGAGUAUUCGUGAUCAGGAGAAGCUCGGCUCCUUUAUUGCUCCGGGUUUGGGCAGGAAGGCGUUGCGGGCGGGCAGCAGGCUUGCUGGUGUCAAAAGCGUCGGAAAGCCCUAGGGGCUGCUGUUGCCUCCUCACGCGUGAAACUCGCUGCCGCUGAAGGAAUGGCUUUCCCAAACCCCAAAACUGACUGUGCAGGCAGUUUGAAACUGCACCAAAAUCCCUAUUUUUCCUUGGUUAAAUUGCUUUAACUUGAGCUCUUGAGCCGAAACCCAGCUGUAUAAACAAGUGCUCAGAGCCCUCUCCUUUAUCAGUUUGUGGCGGCAAGUAUGGCCUUGACUGUACCAGUAGAACAGGGAAGACACGUCUGUGCCUUAUCUUAUAUCCUGACCACAAAAGACGCACAGACCUAGUCUGGGAACAGCGCCAGAGGGUGUUCUUGGAGAUGGUGACCUCUUGCUCCAAGAUAAGAGUAGGAACAGGAAGAUCCUUUUAUGAUCAGAAGUAUAGGAAGGAAUAUCCUUUUAGGGUCAGAAGUAUAGGAAGGAAUACCCUUUUAUGGUUAAGAGUACCGGAGCAGGAACAUCUGUGAUGUCAACCUGCGUGUACAAGCUGACUGGCUGGAUUCCUGGGGAAGUGGGGAGGGGGUGCCUGGAGGAUAUAUACUGCAUGUAAUCUCUCAUUUCUUUGGACUUGUUGUGGACACACCACGCAGGUGCCUUUCUGCUGUUCCGGAGAGCAGAAAUAAAGAACUCUUUCUCUGAACCAGCCCUCGGUGUCAUUUGACUUCCUUCCUCCUGUCUGGGAGCAACGCAGACCCAAUCGGUGAACUCCAAUAAGGCUACACCGCAAACGCCUUUCUCCGAUUUUGGCAUUCUUUGGCCCCUCGUUAGUGAGCGUCCUCCAGGCAGUUCUCGCAAAAUUCAAAACAAGGAGAUGUGCAACAGUCGAAGCUGAAACUGCAGAAUUGCUCCAUGCCCUGGUGGUCUCAUGGUUUGACUGCUGUAAUGCGCAAUGCGUGGGGCCACCGUCACACCUGGUUUAGAAGCUGCAGCAAAAUGCAGCUGCAAGGGUGCUUUGCGGGACAGCCAGCUUUGCCCAUGUUAUCCCAGCAUUGAAAGGUGCCACUUUGCUACAGAGCAAGGUUCUAGGUUCUGUGGCUGAUAUUUAAAACCCUAAACAACUUGGGGCCAGGAUUCCUUGCAGACUGCUCUCCUGGUACUGACCAAGCCGAUGGUUUUUCUCCCCCUUUUCUUAAUGACUGAUUGGGUUUUGUACGUUUACAAAGCUAAAUAUGAAAAAAAAGGUAAGGCAUAAUAACAAAUAGAGAAGUCUCUCAUAAAACAGGCAGGGACAGCCCUCAGCUUCGAUGGCUUUAAAAAAGAACUGGACAAAUUCAUGAAGGAGAAUUGGAUAAAUUUAUGGGGUGGGUGGGAAGGGGGGUAAUAUAAUAAUAAUAAUAAUAAUAAUGGUAAAGGUAAAGGGACCCCUGACCAUUAGGUCCAGUCGUGGCCGACUCUGGGGUUGCGGCGCUCAUCUCGCUUUACUGGCCGAGGGAGCCAGCGUACAGCUUCUGGGUCAUGUGACCAGCAUGACUCAGCCGCUUCUGGCGAACCAGAGCAGCGCACGGAAAUGCCGUUUAUCUUCCUGCUGGAGUGGUGCCUAUUUAUCUACUUGCACUUUGACGUGCUUUUGAACUGCUAGGUUGGCAGGAGCAGGGACCGAGCAACGGGAGCUCACCCCAUUGCAGGGAUUCGAACCGCCGACCUUCUGAUCAGCAAGUCCUAGGCUCUGUGGUUUAACCCACAGCGCCACCCGCGUCCCUAAUAACAAUAAUAGUAAUAAUAAUAAUAAUUUAUUAUUUAUACCCUGCCCAUCUGGCUGGGUUUCCCCAGCCACUCUGGGCGGCUUCCAACAGAACACUAAAAUACAAUAACCUACUAAAAUGCAAUAAAAUACAAUAUUUCAUGUAACAUAACAUUUAUGGGGGAAAAAUGAAAAGAAUACAGUGGUACCUUGGUUGUCAAACGUAACCUGUUCCGGGAGUCCGUUUGACAACCGUAACUGUUUGAAAAUCAAGGCGCGGCUUCUGAUUGGCCGCAGGAGCUUCCUGCACCCAAUCAAAAGCUGCAGAAGCUGCGUUGGACGUUCGGCUUCCGAAAAACGUUUGCAAACCGGAACACUCACUUCCGGGUUUGUGGCGUUUGGGAGCCGAUUUGUUUGGGAGCCUAGCGAUUUGACAGCCAAGGUACCACUGUAUUCCAGCCAUGUAAAUAAUAACAUUAACAAUACUCAAAUAAUUACCGUAUUUUUCGCUCUAUAAGACGCACCAGACCACAAGACGCACCUAGUUGUUGGAGGAGGAAAACAAGAAAAAAAAUAUUAUGAAUCUCAGAAGCCAGAACAGCAAGAGGAAUCGCUACGCAGUGAAAGCAGCAAUCCCUCUUGCUGUUCUGGCUUCUGGGAUAGCUGUGCAGCCUGCAUUCGCUCCAUAAGACGCACACACAUUUCCCCUUACUUUUGGGGAGGGAAAAAGUGAGUCUUAUAGAGCAAAAAAUAUGGUAAGCAAUUUAUUCUGACCCACUAAUAAACAAAACCUAAAGUCUACAGAUCAACCUUAGUCUACAGAUCAUUCACAUCAAACCAACAAUUCCCCCCCACACCUUUAACCUUCCCCCCACACCCAGAAGUCUAGUGUCAGGACCAGCUGUUACCGUAUAUAAUUUAUAUAUAAUUUAUUACUUCUACCCCGCCCAUCUGGCUGGGUUUCCCCAGAACUGCAACUAGAUAAUGUGUCCGAAGUUCUUUGAGCUCUUGGCGCUGCCCUUGUGCUACACUCUCACUUUGCAGCAUGCUAGAAAAUCUUCAGGAUAAUAAUAAUAAUUUUAUUAUUUGUAGCCCCCCCCCCCAUCUGGCUGGGUUUCCCCAGCCACUCUGGGUGGCUCCCAAUAGAACACUAAAAACAGAAUAAAACUUCAAAGAUUAAAAACCUCCGUAAACAGGGCUGCUUUCAGAUAUCUUCUAAAAGUCAGAUACAGUGGUACCUCGGGUUACAUACGCUUCAGGUUACAGACUCCGCUAACCCAGAAAUAGUACCUCGGGUUAAGAAGUUUGCUUCAGGAUGAGAACAGAAAUCGUGCAGCAGCGGCGCGGUGGCAGCGGAAGGCCCCAUUAGCUAAAGUGGUGCUUCAGGUUAAGAACAGUUUCAGGUUAAGAACGGACCUCCAGAACGAAUUAAGUACGUAACCAGAGGUACCACUGUACUUGUUUAUUUCCUUGACAUCUGAUGGGAGGGCGCCACCACCGAGAAGGCCCUUUGCCUGGUUCCCUGUAACCUCACUUCUCGCAGGGAGUGAACCGUCAGAAGGCCCUCGGUGCUGGACCUCAAGUGGACGAUGGGAGUGGAGAUGCUCCUUCAGGUCUACUGGACCAAGGCCAUUUACAAGUCUGGGGUGGGUAGGUCAAGUGUCUUCUAGGGACGGUCCAGCGUUUCUCGUCUCCCUUCGCAGGGGUGGGCUGUGGGGAGCAAGUUCAACCUCCGGCAUCUUCAAGUAGGUCUAAAAAAGAUCCCAGCCUGAAAUUCUGGAGAUCUGCUGCCAGCCAGAGCACGCAGUAUUGAGCUGCAUGGAGCAGUGGGUCUGAAUCAGUUUGUAAGGCAGAUUCCUCUGUUCCGUCUUCUUAGCCUGAUCAUUCCAGGCAAUUUCCCCCCCCCCCCAUCUUGUGCCUUUGUAGAUCAUCGUCGGCGAAGCAAACCAAAUAUGGGAAAAUAUGAAAAAGCUGGGGCCUGUCAGGGAGAUGGCUUAUAAGAUGACUCAUGAUGGUAAGUGGGUGAUCAGAGGUUGGGGAGAAAGGUCAUGCUCCCUGCCUUGAUUUGUGCCUGCAAAUAAUAAUAAUAAUAAUAAUUAUAAUUAUAAUUAUAAUUAUACCCCACCCAUCUGGCUGUGUUUCCCCAGCCACUCUGGGCAGCUCCCAGCAGAAUAUUAAAAACACGAUAAAACAUCAAAUAUUGAAAACUUUUCUGAACAGGGCUGCCUUCAGAUGUCUUCAAAAAGUCAGUUGUUUUUCUCCUUGACUUCUGACGGGAGGGCGUUCCCCAGGGAGGGUGCCGCUACUGAGAAGGCCCUCUGUCUGGUUCCCUGUAACUUGGCUUCUUGCAGUGAGGGAACUACCAGAAGGCCCUCGGAGCUGGACCUCAGCUUUUGGGUGCUUGUAGAAAUCCCAAAGUGGUGUUGAUGAGUCAUGGUUUUGCUGCUAUAGGUGUAGACACCUAUAGGCUUAAAAAAAACCCAUGGAUGGCGUUACAUUGCACUCCGAAUUAAUAUUUUUUGAUGAAUGUUGUGUCCUCCUUUCUAGGCUACUUGAAACUCUGGCAGCUCCAAAAGCCUUCUCUUUCUCACUACGAUGCAAUCUUCGUUGAUGAGGCCCAAGACUGCACCCCUGGUGAGUAAUAUUUUGGGUUGCACUGAAAAGAGUUUGACUUUUUCCAAGCCCCGCUCUCAUAAACAGGGUGAAGGUGUUCUCUUCCUUUAAAAUCGACGUAGGCAGAUUUGUCACUGCGAACAUUUGGCUAAAAGGGCAGGAGGGAUCUGUCGUUUUGCAGCAAAAGACUUUGCUUCCAGACUGUUUAUUAUUAUUUUCAUUUCUAUACCGCUUUAUAUAUAUAUUUUUAAAAAUCUCAGAGCAGUUUACAGAAUAUAAAAACAUCAAAAAAAAUCAAUAAAACAAUCUGAAGAAAGCCAAAUAUAGACUAUACAGUGAAAACAACAUAAUUAACAGAAAACUCAAAUAUUAUCGCAAAGAUUUCAAAACAAAACAUUACAAAGGAGGUCAGCUACUGAAUACAUAUUUAACACAAACAAACAAAUCUUAAACAUUAAACAAUACGCAUUGGAGACCCAGGGUGCAUAUUUCAGUUUACUCAUAUGAUUCGAUAAUCUUUAUUGUCAUUGUCCCAUACAGAACAACGAAAUUGAAAAUCUACAUCAGACAUUCAGAAACCAACAAGCCUGCUAUCCCAGCUAUCCCAACCUGGUUAGCCCCCUAAAAACUCUGAUACCCCAUUUUAAAAUACAAUAUACUCCCAUAGAGACUCCUUACACUGAGUUUAAAACCAAAAUCGCAUUUGGGUAGAAACUGUUUCUCAGGCGGCUAGUCCUAGUCUUGAUAACCCUGUACCUUCUUCCAGAAGGCAGAAGCUGAAAGAGAUCAUUUCCAGGGUGCGCACUAUCCUGCGCUAUCUCUGCAGCUUUCUUAUGACACCUGGAAGCAUAGAUUUGAUCCAAGGUGGGAAGAGUGCACCCAAUUAUUCUCUCCGCAGUCUUUACAACCCUGGACAGCAUUGUUUUUCCCCUGACCGUGCAGCUCCCAAACCACACACACAGACCAUAAGUUAAUACACUCUCAACACUACAAUGGUAAAAUGCCAUCAACAGGUCCUUUGAGAGACUGUUUUUCCGGAGGAUUCUCAGAAAAUAUAACCUCUGCUAUGUUUCAGAUGGGAUGUGGAUGGCGCUGUGGGUUAAACCACAGAGCCUAGGACUUGCCGAUCAGAAGGUUGGCGGUUCUAAUCCCUGUGACGGGGUGAGCUCCCGUUGCUCGGUCCCUGCUCCUGCCAACCUAGCAGUUCAAAAGCACGUCAAAGUGCAAGUAGAUAAAUAGGUACUGCUCCAGCGGGAAGGUAAACAGCGUUUCCGUGCGCUGCUCUGGUUCGCCAGAAGCGGCUUAGUCAUGCUGGCCACAUGACCUGGAAGCUGUACGCCGGCUCCCUCGGCCAAUAAAGCGAGAUGAGCGCCGCAACCCCAGAGUCGGCCAUGACUGGAUCUAACGGUCAGGGGUCCCUUUACCUUUACCUUUUUAUGUUUCAGAUAUUAAUGGCGGUUGACAUUUAGAAAGAUAGACUUGUGGAAGCGAUGAGUUUUUAGGUGUGGUAUUGAGAAUGUUGCUGGGCGGCUUCCAACAAAAGAGUAAAAAUACAUUAAAACAUCGAUCAUGAAAAACUUCCCUAAACAGGGCUGCCUUCAGAUCAUUGAAGGCAAUUCUGCCCGUCUGUACCGCUCUUCCCUGUGAAAAAUUCACCACGACCUGCAUAAACAUAAGUUUUUCAGUGUACGGUUGUGAAGUUUUGCUUCUCUUUCUGAAUACGCCAUUCCUCUCCCUGCAGCUAUCAUGGACAUUGUCCUCUCCCAGUCGUGUGGGGCCAUCUUGGUAGGAGACCCUCACCAGCAAAUCUAUUCCUUCCGCGGCGCGGUCAAUGCGCUGGCCGAAGUUUCUCACACCCACAUGUUCUACCUCACAAAGGUGAGCCUCCGCAAACCUUCGCUUGGGCCCAGGUGCUUUAUUCCGCAUUCCCAUUGGGGCAACCCACAUUCCAGUGGCGGGCAGUUCCAGAGGCAAAACUGGGCAGGGCGGCAAAUGCGAAUUAGGGGGCGUCUUAUACGCAGGGACAGGGACGCGGGUGGCGCUGUGGGUUAAACCACAGAGCCUAGGACUUGCCAAUCAGAAGGUCGGCGGUUCGAAUCGCCGCGAUGGGGUGAGCUCCUGUUGUUCAGUCCCUGCUCCUGCCAACCUAGCAGUUCGAAAGCACGUCAAAGUGCAAGUAGAUAAAUAGGUCCCGCUCUGGCGGGAAGGUAAACGGCGUUUCCGUGCGCUUCUCUGGUUCGCCAGAAGCGGCUUAGUCAUGCUGGCCACAUGACCCGGAAGCUGUACGCCGGCUCCCUUGGCCAGUAAAGUGAGAUGAGCGCCGCAACCCCAGAGCCGGUCACGACUGGACCUAACGGUCAGGGGUCCCUUUACCUUUACCUAUAUGUGGGGACAUCUCCCCCCAUUUUCUUAAAUCUGAGUCCCCCAAAGUAGGGGGCGUCUUAUACAUGAUAGCGUCUUAUAGACAGAAAAAUACACUACGACUACCUCUAGUAGUAAGGAGCUUGGAAGUCUAAACCCAGGUAGGAGAACGGCGGCCCAGUUUCCAGAGCAUCUUUUCCAAUCUCUGCUCUGUUUGCUUGCUUCACUUCUACAGAGCUUCCGGUUUGGUUCCGAAAUAGCUUACGUCGCCGCUACUCUCCUGGACGUCCUCAAGAAAGUUCGAAAGCAGACGUUGGUCGGAGGCAGCCAGGAAGGUGAGACAUUCAGCUCAGCCGUAUUCCUUUUUUUAUUUUUUUAAGGAAGCACCGAGGUGGAUUUGAUUUAAAUCAAAUUGAUUUAAAUCACUAGUCAGUAAGACUUGAUUUAAAUCAUUUUUUUUUCUUUUGCAGAAAGACCUUCCUGCUGGUAUAAUCUUAAUAUUUACAACCAAGUGAAGGUUUCAUUUUUGGAAUAAUAAAUUUUCAGAGUAGUUUUUACAGUUAUAUCAGAAAUUACUGAUUUGGUUAUACUAUUAGAAAUAGAUAGACAGAUAAUUAUGAAGUUAUUGUGAGGUUAAGUUAACAGUUUAUAUUUGGACAACUUUUCUGCUGUACUAUAUUGGAAGGAGAAACAUAAUCAUUUCCUUAAUAAUAAUUAAAACAAUUUAUUUAACUAAAACAGUAACAUUGUAGCAUAUGUAUCCAUGUUUGUUAACGGCUGUGGUUACAUUUUUUUUUCAUUAAAAGAACAAACUUAUACUGAGUUUCAGCACACAUGAAAAACUUAAAACAAAUCCUUGUUUCCUGAUAAAUAGCCUUUGGACUAUAACAUAACAAAUAGAAAACUAUAUUUAGAAAGAUUUUUUCCUCCAAAAGCAUUUUAUUUUAAAAAUCCAAUUUAUUUAUUUUUUUAAAAGUCUGAUUUGAAUUUAAAAAAUCCAUUUCAAAUAUAUAUAUAUAUAUAUAUAUUUGAGAAAAAAAAUCAUGGUUUUUGAUCCACCCUGGGAAGCACUGAUUCUCUCAGCUCGGUCUGUGACAGAUACUUUGCUUCGCUUUUUGGCAGGUGAUAUCACCGGGGCUGAUGUGACGGGGAAAGUAACUCGCUUGUCUCGGUGCAACCAAACCGUCUUCGAGGAUGCUGUGAAACUUACAAAUGGAGAACCACCGGAUAAAAUACACAUCCUUGGGGUAUGGAACUAGCUAUACACAGGGUGGGGUGGUGGGGAGGAGGAGAAAAAAGUUAUGGGGUUUUGCUUGGAGCCCUGGAUUUCAGGGGUGAGAACAGACAUCACAUUUUUAAUGUGCCAGGGCUGUUCUUCAACCACUCUCUCGACAUUAAGUUCAAAUGGGAUCUAGGGGUCUUGUUGUGGUUUAGUCGUUUAGUGGUGUCCGCCUCUUUGUGGCCCCCUGGACCAGAGCAUGCCAGACACUCCUGUCUUCCACUGCCUCCCGCAGUUUGGUCAAACUCAUGCUGGUAGCUUCAAGAACACUGUCCCACCAUCUCGUCCUCUGUCGUCCCCUUCUCCUUGCGCCCUCCAUCUUUCCCAACAUCAGGGUCUUUUCCAGGGAGUCUUCUCUUCUCCUGAGGUGGCCAAAGUCUUGGAGCCUCAACUUCAGGAUCUGUCCUUCCAGUGAGCACUCAGGGCUGAUUUCCUUCAGAAUGGAUAGGUUUGAUCUUCUUGCAGUCCAUGGGACUCUCAAGAGUCUCCUCCAGCACCAGAAUUCAAAAGCAUCCAUUCUUUGGCGAUCAGCCUUCUUUAUGGUCCAGCUCUCACUUCCAUACAUCACUACUGGGAAAACCAGAGCUUGAACUAUACGGACCUUUGUUGGCAAGGUCCCUCCAAGUCCAACGUCCUGUCCGCUCCCAGAGUCUAUGUGCAAUUCACCCUCCUUUUAUUUUUUGUUAGGGGCUUAAAGCCUUUGGCCUGGAGAAGAUCCAUGACAUAUGGAAGCUCCUCCAUCCCGAAUGUAAGUACUUUGGCUAGUGUAAACACUCCUGCGGUUUCGUUUCUGGGUCUGUGCCUCAACUGGGGAAAACUGGGCCAUUAGAGCAUUUUCUGCUCAUAAUGGCGGACUUUGCUGGCGAGUGCCAACAGGACUGUGACCAAAAUGGGGCCAUUGGGAAAUGAGAGGGAAGUACCUUGGUUGUCGAACGCCCUGGAACUCGUACGUUUUGGCUCCUGAACGCUGCAAACCCGGAAGUGAUUGUUCCGGUUUGCGAACGUUCUUUUGGAACCUGAAUGUCUGAUGGGGCUUCCGCGGCUUCUGAUUGGCUGCAGGAGCUUCCCGCAGCCAAUCAGAAGCCGCGAUUUGGUUUUUGAAAGUUUUGGAAGUCAAACGGAUUUCAGGAAUGGAUUCCGUUCGACUUCCAAGGUCCAACUGUAUUGAGUUUGUGGGAGAGCCCCAGGGUCUACAGAAGCACCAGAAUCAAAUCAAAUCAAAAACUACAAUAAACCCAAUGAAGACUGGCGAUUUCAGAAAGCUGUUGAGGGAGAAUGGAAAAGUAAAGGAGAUUGGGAAUGGAGUGGAAGGAAGUAGACACAGCUUGCUGACAGUCGAACACUGAACAGAAGCGUCUCAAACCAUAGCAUUUUGUUACAAGCCCCGCUUGCGCCACCUAAUUCAAAUCACACAUAAUGCAAAGCCAUGGUUUAUUAAACCACAGCUUAGUGUUGUGGGUGAACCCUGCUUGACUGUGGUUUGUUUCCUCUCAACAUACCGUUAUAUGAAGCUGCAGCUUGUUGGCCCGCAAACUUCGGCUUGCUUUAACAAUGGCUUGGUGUUACAUGUGAACUCGACACCCUUGUUGGGUGUUGCAAGCCGCUUGUUGGAUCACCUGUGGGACAACUUACGGUUAUAUAAUAUAAUAAUAAUUUAUUAUUUGUACCCCACCCAUCUGGCUGGGUUUCCCCAGCCUCUCUGGGCGGCUUCCACAGAGACCAAAAAUACACUAAAAUGUCACGCAUUAAAAACUUCCCUGAACAGGGCUGCCUUAAGAUGUCUUCUGAAUGUCAGGUAGUUGUUUAUCGCUUUGACAUCUGAUGGGAGGGCGUUCCACAGGGCGGGUUAAUACAUGGGUGGUUAAAUAGACCGUGGCUUGCCAUCAUGUGUGAACCAGGCCACUGGGUCAGGAAACUCCCGAUAAGGAUGUCCAGAAUCUAAUGGUAAUGCAGACAAGAUGGGGGAUUUUACUGUGAUGGGCCUAGGUUCAGAGGUGAGAUGGGAGCAGAUCCAGGACUGAGCGAUGUAUGGACUGGGAUCCCUGCAGAUGGGCUGAGCGAAAGGUGCAAGGCAUGAUGAAUGGAUUUGCUAGUUCAGGCAGAAGAACUCGCUGGCAGAGUUGAUCGGUUGAUUUACGUGUGAACUGCCCACCAAUAGCCUCUUCCUACAUCAAGGCAACUGGGAGGAACUCCCCGUUUUCCUUGGAAGCCUUGCCUUCUCUGCAUCAUUUUGUCCCUGCUUGUGUGUUCCCAGUGAAACUUGAGGUGAUGGACCCCUUUAUCAAAAAGUGGGUCGAUAAGGGCUUUGCAGGCCUCAAGGACUACGCAGCAAAGUCCGAAGAUAAGCAGCUGGAGAUGAAGAUUGCCAUUGUGGAGAAAUACAAGGACCGCAUCCCGGAACUGGUGGAAAGAAUAGAGCAGUGCCAUGAGUCCAUUCCAGAGAUCGCAGGUAAGAGGAGCACAAGGCAACUUCUUUGCUUUCAAGGCCAGAAGAGGAAAUAAAACUUGACAUGUUUUCUCAAGGACUGAUUACUUUUACAGUGGUACCUCAGGUUAAGUACUUAAUUCGUUCCAGAGGUCCGCACUUAACCUGAAACUGUUCUUAACCUGAAGCACCACUUUAGCUAAUGGGGCCUCCUGCUGCCGCCGCCAUGUGAUUUCUGUUCUUAUCCUGAAGCAAAGUUCUUAACCUGAAGCACUGUUUCUGGGUUAGCGGAGUGUAUAACCUGAAGAGUAUGUAACCUGAAGCGUAUGUAACCUGAACCGUAUGUAACCCGAAGUACCACUGUAGCUUAAAUAAUGAUAAUAAUAAUAGUUUAUUAUUUCUCCCCCGCCCAUCUGGCUGAGUUUCCCCAGCCACUCUGGGCGGCUUUCAACAGAAUAUUAAAAUACAAUAGUCCAUUAAACAUUAAAAGCUUCCCUAAACUGGGCUGCCUUCAGAUGUCUUCUAAAAGUUUGGUAGUUAUUUUUCUCUUUGACAUCUGGUGGGAGGGCGUUUCACAGGGCGGGUGCCACUACCGAGAAGGCCCUCUGCCCGGUUCCCUGUAACUUGGCUUCUCGCAGGGAGGGAACCGCCAGAAGGCCCUCGGCGCUGGACCUCAGCGUCCAGGCAGAACGAUGGAGGUGGCGACACUCCUUCAGGUAUACUGGACCGAGGCCGUUUAGGGCUUUCAAGGUCAGCACCAACACUUGAUGGCAAGCCGGUUGAAACUGUGGGAGUCGAGUCUGUUUUGGUUUUUGGUUUUGGUUAAAGGGGAAAAGAUGCAGUCUCUUAAAAAGAGAAUUUCUUAGAUGCUAAGGUUUGGGGCAAGUAUUCUUUGGUAAGAGAACCCCAGCAGAGAAUUAAAAUCACAGCAGAUAUUUAAAAUCACUUUUGCAGCAAAGCGAAGCAUGGAAAUAUAGGCUAUUCGACCUUUAAAACAUCCCCUUCUAAGUUACUUCCAAAGUUCCUACUUCCUGUAGCGUAAAAAGAGACCACACGUUUGGCAAGUUAAAAACGGUUUACUUACAAACUCUUCAAAGUACAGAUUCGUGUGCUUUUCCAUACGGCAGUAAGAAAACACAGGCAGUAAAACGUAGGUUCCAAAGUGUGGUGAAGGUUUCUAAAUUAUUUGUAUGGAAGCACAAUGAUGGCUUGCUUAAACCACGUGAUCGAAGCUCGGAGCAUCCAGCUCGCCCCUCCUUAAUGGUAGAGUUCACAUGGAGAAAUGCGAAGAACAGACGUUGCAUAACCCUUCUUUCUAAGGCAUGGGGGAGUAGUGACCUAGCUAGGCCCGGCAGGACAGCUUCCUCCGUGGUCUUAACCCCUUUGUGCAUUAAUUAGACUUAAGCCUGUUGGUUAUAUGAUAGGGUUACCAGACGUCCCCGGUUCCCGGGGACAGUCCCCAGAUUUGCAAAUCUGUCCCCGGACAAAUUCUGUCCCCGGAAUUUCCCCAGAUUUGCACAUCUGUCCCCAGCAAACAUGGCAGCGGCAGCCUCAGCAGCCCGGAGCCAGCCUGGUAGCGCAGUUGGCUCUGGCUGGCUCCGGGCUGAUGACUGCUGCUGCUGCCACUGCCAAAGGGAAACCGGGGACGUUUGGCGGUACAGAUCUCCUGCUCCCUUCCCCCUUUUGACUGAUGGGGGAGGCCUGGGAGUUGCAGGCGGGCAGCCGUUGCCCAGGAGGGGCGCAAGGCGUGUGGUUUCUCUGCCAGGCAAGGUGCAAAGCUCUUUCACACCCUGUGAAACAUAAAUGCGCAGUUUUUUAAAAAAACGGGGCAACGGCGCGCCGCCAGCCCAUGACUCCCGAGCCUCCCUGAUCUCCUGCCCCCUGCCCCCUUUGUUUUGACAGAUCGGGGGAGGCUCAGGAGCCGUGGGCAGGCGCCAUUGUCCAGUUUUUUAAAAAUACUCUGCACAUUUAUGUUUCACAGGGUGCGAAAGAAGGGCUUUGCACCUUUCUACAAUAUGCAUGUGUGCUUGGGCCCAGGGUCUUUGGCCUCACCAUCCCCACUACUGACUCCCUGUUGCUACUCAGCUUCCAAAAAAAAAAAAAAAAGUGUCCCCGGGUUCAUUGAAAAGAAUCUGGUAACCAUAUUAUAUGAGGCUGGUUAUCCCACAAAAUCCAAGCAAGUUGGAGAGCCUAAAAACUCUUGUUGUGCCAGGUUCACUUUUAUGCUCUCUGCCUUGCCUCGGGGGCAAGGCCCUCUUGGUUCGCAGGUUCUGGGAGUACUGGGAAUUCUUUCUCUCUCCCCUCCCUCACCCACUAGCCACGGGGGCUGCUCCAAGGGUUUGGGUAUACCCAAUUUUCACCCUUGGAACCGACCCCCCCCCAAAUAAGAUGCCAACUUAAUGGGCUUAGGAUUUUAUUUAUGUUAAGUGAUGAAUUAAUACAUUAAAUUCUAUAAGGUGAAGAUUUAAGGAUGUUAAUGUUUAAGUUAAAUUUCAUAAAAAUUGGGAUUUGGAAAACCGUUAAAAGGACAUGCAAUCAAAUUCAACCAAGGGGAAGCGAGGAAGUCACUUAACAAAGUUAAUAACUGUAAUUUUUAAUAAGGCUAUGAUUUAUGUUUGUUUGUCUUGUGUGUUUCUUUGUUUGUUUGUUUAUAAUAUUGUGAAAACCUAUAAAAUGUUUGGAAAAAACCAACAACAAAUAAGAUGCAAUUGCACUGUACUCGAACUGCCCUCUCACUGGAGAAGAGGAGGUUAAGGGGUGAUAUGAUAGCCAUGUUCAAAUAUAUAAAAGGAUGUCACAUAGAGGAGGGAGAAAGGUUGUUUUCUGCUGCUCCAGAGAAGCGGACACGGAGCAAUGGAUCCAAACUCCAAGAAAGAAGAUUCCACCUAAACAUUAGGAAGAACUUCCUGACAGUAAGAGCUGUUCGACAGUGGAAUUUGCUGCCAAGGAGUGUGGUGGAGUCUCCUUCUUUGGAGGUCUUUAAGCAGAGGCUUGACAACCAUAUGUCAGGAGUGCUCUGAUGGUGUUUCCUGCUUGGCAGGGGGUUGGACUCGAUGGCCCUUGUGGUCUCUUCCAGCUCUAUGAUUCAAAAAUUCAAAUUCAAAUUAUCUCACGGUUACAGGAUUGUGACUGUCGAAAGGCUUGUUUGCCUCUUUGACGCCGAUGGACCAUAUUGUCUAAUAUUGUUCAUGCAACAGUGAUGGACUUUCAUUUUCUCUGAUUAUAUUACAUACUCUCUGUUUAAGAGUUGCUAUGCUUGGAGCUUCUAUUACCGCACGAUUACAGGAUUGGGACUGUUGAAAGGCUUGCUUGCCUCUGUGAUAUUGAUAUUGACCUUCUCUCAUUUUGUUCAUACAAUAUUGAUUUAUAUUAUCAUUUGUAUCUCCGUCAUAUAUUUUCUGUCUAAGAACUGUGAAAUAAUACAUGUUACAUAUAUUCUGUUAGAACAUGAUUAGCCACAUGUUGCCUGUUAUUGUUUAAAGUUUAUAAUAAUAAUAAUUUUUAUUUAUACCCCGCCCUCCCCAGCCGAGGCCGGGCUCAGGGCGGCUAACAAACAAUAAUAAAAACAACUUGAAUGAAUACAACUUAAAAACAAGAUUAAAAUACAACAUUAAAAUAUUGAAGCAUUAAAAUAUUAAAAUGCAGCCUCAUCACAGGAGGAGAAAGGAAAAAGAAAAAAGAAAGAGGGAGAGGGAAUCAAAUUGGUUCCAAGCCAAAGGCCAGGCGGAACAACUCUGUCCUACAGGCCCUGCGGAAAGAAAUCAGAUCCUGCAGGGCCCUGGUCUCAUGAGGCAGAGUGUUCCACCAGGCCGGGGCCAGUGUUGAAAAGGCCCUGGCUCUGGUUGAAGCUAAUCUAACUUCCCUAUGGGCUGGGACCGCUAAGGUGUUGCUGUAUAUGGACCUUGAGGCUUUCCGUGGGGCAUACUGGGAGAGGUGGUCCCAUAGGUAUGAGGGUCUUAGGCCGUGAAGGCCAAAACCAGCACCUUAAAUCUGACCCUGUACUCCACUGGGAGCCAGUGCAGCUGGAAAAGCACUGGGUGAAUAUGCUCCCAUGGCAGAGACCCUGUGAGGAGCCUCGCUGCAGCAUUCUGCACCCGCUGGAGUUUCUGGGACAGCUUCAAGGGCAGCCCCACAUAGAGCAAAUUACAGUAGUCAAGCCUGGAGGUGACCAUUGUAUGGAUCACUGUGGCCAGGUUGGGUUUUUGCAACACAGGGGAUUUCCUUUGUUAAUCUCACAAGCCCAACAUGUUGAUUUUUCACUUUGCCUCCUUCAGAUCAUGUCUUGGGGACCGUCCAUAAGGCCAAAGGCUUGGAAUUCGACACUGUCCAAGUGGCCGACGACUUCACGAGCAGCAUCAGCCUAACUGUCAUGCAGCAAGCCUUCGAGAGGAUACCCAUUUUACGCACCAGUAAGGAAGACUUUCUCCCUUGACCUCCUCUCCUCCAUUUUAUUUUAGCGCUGCUGUUUAAAAUGUAGCGUUCCCAAAGCAAGGAAAAAUUGGACCCUGAUUAAUAGAAUACACACAUGGCUUGACCAGCAAGACUCUGGGAGGAGGUGCCAAUAAUAAUUCCUCUCUACCCCUUGGUCCAAGGGACGCGGGUGGCGCUGUGGGUUAAACCACAGAGCCUAGGGCUUGCCGAUCAGAAGGUCGGUGGUUCGACUCCCCGUGACGGGGUGAGCUACCGUUGCUCGGUCCCUGCUCCUGCCAACCUAGCAGUUCGAAAGCACACCAGCGCAAGUAGAUGAGUAGGUACCGCUCCAGCAGGAAGGUAAACUACAUUUCCGUGUGCUGCUCUGGUUCGCCAGAAGCGGCUUAGUCAUGCUGGCCACAUGACCUGGAAGCUGUAUGCUGGCUCCCUCGGCCAAUAAAACGAGAUGAACGCCGCAACCCCAGAGUCGGCCACGACUGGACCUAAUGGUCAGGGGUCCCUUUACCUUACCCCUCAGUCCAGGUCAUUUUAUUCACAAAAGAACUUUUUACACAGUGUUCGUAAGAACCAAUCAGAUUUCCUCUGAGCAUUUCAAAAAAACCCACGUGGGACAAAGUCAGAUCAGAAGAAAUUCUUUUAACUACAAAGACUACUUGGAACAUUCAUACGUAACUGAGAGUAAAUAAAACAGGACUAGAGGAAUGCAUUCAGCAAACCUGGAGAUCAUAAAUCUCUUCCUGAACUCUCUUCCUGGCCCUAAGAUUAACAAAACUAAUAAUAGCUACACCAAAGAAGCUACCUACUAUCUUUAUGACCCAGGAUGCCUGGUGAGCAACCAGUCUGUAUUUAGAAUGCUUAUACGUGCCUGUCAGGCGUAGAGAAAGCAAAUGGCAGAGGUGCAGAGGCUUGUGGGAUUGGAUCAGAAAUUAUUGCCAAUGAAUCAAACCCAGUCAAAGCCAUGCUUUCAUCGUGGACACAGUGGCUUGGUGCAUAUUUUAUAAUUCCUCACAGCAAUCCCAUCUGAUCACUACAAAAAUGUUUCAACAUUCAGCUUCAAUGGAUAACGCUGGGUUACCCCCCCAUGCCUCCCUUUACUUUUCUUCCAGCGAUAAAGCCCGCAGUGCUGUUACCUUUCCUCGUAGCUGUCAAGGGCGCACCCCAGCAGAUAGGGAACGCUUUCUCAUCUAGCUGAAUGCCCAGUUGUGCUGGUCCCGGGGGGGGGGGGGGUACCGUGUGGUGUGGUCUGAGUCCGGUCCUAGGUUGAGGGUCUGGAGGCUGUCCGUCAAGGGCGAAGCGGGGUCCAAGGCAAGAAGCCGGGCGUGGUCAGGAACUCUGGAAGAGCAGGACAGGGUGCUGGCAGGAACAGGUUACCAAUGAUGUUGCUCCCGCAACCUGGGACCGGGCUGACUGGCCUUUAUCUUCUCUGAGGCCAGGGGCGGUCCCAGCCCACAGGUGACCCGCCUCUCCUCCUGAGAGAACCCAGUUCCCUCCGCCUCUCUGCCCUGAGCCUCUGCAGCUCAGGAGAGGCUGGAGGGUUACUGGACCCAGAGGCAACCUCACCUUCCCCUGACAGGGCUGGGAGAGGAGCACCUGCAGGCAAUGGGUCCUCCAUCACCUCCGGAGCCAGAGUGGAUUCAUCUGGUGUCUGCUCCUGAGGAUCCGGCACAGGUGAGGACCCUUCAGGUUCAAGCCCCUGCCCCGGCUCAGCCGGCACUGGAGGCGGGGACUCCUGUGCAGGCUAGGAUUCCUCAGGUUCAGCCUCUGAAUUGGAUUCCCAGGCCAUCACACCAGUUUAGUGCCUCGGCAUUGUGAUUUUAUGUACUGUAUUUUUCGCUCUAUAAGACGCACCUAGUUUUUGGAGGAGGAAAACAAGGAAAAAAAUAUUCUGAAUCCCAGAAGCCAGAACAGCAAGUGGGAUCACAGCGCAGCGAUCCCGCUUGCUGUCCUGGCUUCUGGAAUAGCCGCGUGCAGCCUCUCCCUGGCAGCGGGAUGAAGGCUCCUGUUGCCCACGAGGGGCUGCACGCGGCUAAGGCUCCCCCAAGAGCCGUACUCCCUUUAAAGUGUGCGUGGAGCGACUUCCGGGGGGCGGCGCGAACGGCAAUGGCGGUCUUCUCCCGACGGGAGAAGAAGCUCCGCUGAAAUCGGGUCGUCCGCUACGGCGAAGCGGAGACCCAACGAGAAAAACCCCAGGCAGCAAGAGCCUGGGGUCCUGAGGCUCGGCGGGCGCCAAGAGCAGCCCUCCAACUGCAGAAGGAGCCUCGUAAGGGGCUCCGGAGCGUGGAGGGGUUGCGGCGCUGUGAGCCGCUUCACAGUCAGCGGAGUGAAGCCGCGCUGCCGCUGCCGGUGAGCGCUGAUCCCUUUUCCUGUUAAAAUUCGGACCUGGAAGAAAACAACUUACUCGUGAGUAAAGACUGAAUCACUUGGAAUUACAAAUUUUAAAUGAGAAGGUUUAAUUUGGCUUGAAUUUGGCUGAAAGCGGAGAGACGUGGAAACAGGAAGUCCGUCUUCCGCUGCCAUUGAACUUGGAAAAAAAAGCAACUAAGGCGGAGGAGUGGAGGCUGAAAGAAAGAGACUUUAAACUCUACACAGCCAAGCAUCUAUGGAACUUACAAUUUAAAGUAAAACUAGUAAGUUAAAGAUUUGGAUCUUUUAUUUGUACUUGACUUUCCCCCUUUUAUUGGAUUAUAAAUUGGAAGGUGAAACCCAGAGUCAGGAUUGCUUGAGCACUGUAAGAGCGAGCUGUCAGUGUUGAUUUGGAUACUGUAUAUUAGAAGUUGCAACAAUCUGAGGGUAUUGAGACCUUUCAAAUUUGAAACAUUCUUUUUGGAGACAAAUAAGCACUGUCUGCAACAAAGUGAAUACUUUUAAACUCUGCUUAAUACUUAUAUUGGAAGGUUCUGGGACAUUAAAUCAGACUCUGAAAGACAUCUUAAGCUCCCCUAGAGGAUUGGAUUAAAACAGUGACUUUACAAAUACAUUUACUUUCGAUUCCCUUGUUGUUUGCUUGCUCUGGGCCUCUCUAUUCCUGUGGGAAAAACUCAGUGUGACCUUGACUGAUAGAUAACAUUGGAAUGAGUGGUACAAGAAGAAGAGGAAGAGGCAGACAAACAACUUUAACAACUCUAACCACAGCCUCGCAGACACGUAGAUCAUCUGUGCCUACUUUGCCCUCAGAAGUACAACUUGAAGAAGCUGACUUGCCACAGGCAAAAGAGGGAGAGGGUGAAGCAGAGCAGUUACAAUUGGAAGAUAUGGCCUCAGGAUCAUCUGUUUCUGUGCUAGAAAAAAUCUUUGAAAAAUUGGAAGCUUUGGACAAGAAAGUAGAUGCGCAAUCAGCAAAGAUUGAUAAAAAUACAGACUGUCUAAACAAAUUAACUACACAGGUGGGACAGAAUACACAAGCAAUUGGACAGUUGACGGAGGCCUCAGUAGAAAACCGAAAAUUGGCUGAGGAUACCAGACAAAAAUUGGAAAAUUUAGAGCAAGAGGUAAGACCACUCACUAAACAAGUUGGGGAACAUCAGACUUAUCUUUCUAUGAUAGAACUGCGAAAUCGUGAGAAUAAUUUGAGGAUUAGAUCAUUACAAGAGGCAGAAGAAGGAAAUCUAACUGAGUUUUUGACUAAAGAACUUUCCAAGUUCUGGAAUUUGGAAGAAAAGGAUUUUAAAAUUGUGUCAGCUUUCAGACUUGGAAGAUUUAUAAAGAAGGAGAGGCCCAGGGAUUGUUUGAUUACAUUGAGAUCGAAGGAGGAAAGGGAUAAGAUUUUGGGUCUACAUUACGAAAAGUCACUGGAGGUUUUGGAUAGAAGAAUUGAGAUAUAUAAAGAUAUCCCAAGACAACUGUUGGACCUUAGAGCCGCCUACUCUGAACUUGCUAAACUACUAAGGAGCAACGCAAUUCCAUUUAGGUGGGAAUUUCCCCAAGGAUUAUCUUUUACCUUUAGAGCGAGAAAGGUCAAAAUUAGAACAUUGGAAGAGAGAGAUAAAUUUCUGGCUACAUACGGAGAGGACCUACAUAAAGGAAUUGAACUACCUUCCGGGCCUGGGGCAAAGCCAGCGUCAAUACCUCCACCUGGGGAGCUUGAAGACCCAGAGAAGACACCACCCCGGGAGAAAUAACCAGACAGAUCCAGGAUGUCUCUGCAACUGUUGAGCUGGAACAUUAAUGGUUGCAAUAUUCCGGAGAAAAGGAAGAAAAUAUUUCAUAUAUUAAAAAGAACAAUUGGACAUUAUUUGCUUACAAGAAACACAUGUGACGAGGCUCCACAGAAAAGUGUUAAUAAAUAAAAGAUUGGGCCAGGAAUUUAUUUCGUCGGACAAAGUGAAGAAGAGAGGAGUGGUGAUAUAUGCAAAAGAGAGCCUGUCACCUAAAUUUCUAUUUAAAGAUGAACAUGGAAGGAUUUUGGCUAUUGAGAUACAAUAUCAAGGAGAGAAACUGCUGAUAUUAGGAAUCUAUGCGCCCAAUGAAGGGAAAUCGGAAUUUUACAAGAAGUUGCAGGGGACAAUGCUGGAUCAUCUGGAUUACAACAACAUCAUAAUGAUGGGAGACAUGAACGGGGUCGUGUCAACUAACAUGGACAAGUCGCAAAGUCAAAAUGUCACAAAAGAUGGCAGACUACCUAAAACCUUUUUGAAAUGACUGACAAUAUGGACUUGAUUGACAUUUGGAGAACAAAGAACCCACUAGGUAGAGAAGGAACAUUCUUUUCUGAAGCCCAACUGACCUGGACAAGAAUCGACCAAAUAUGGAUCUCUAGAGGCCUGGCACCUAGGGUUAGAAAAGUGGAAAUCUGCCCAAAGACCUGCUCUGACCACAACGCAGUAAAGAUGGAUAUGACACUACUACCAACUGGAUCCUUUAGAUGGAAGAUGAAUGACAAUUUGUUUAGAGAUCAGGAAAUUACCAAGAAGGCCCAAAAGUUUUGAAAGACUAUUUCGAGAUAAACAUGAACAAUUCGGUGGAAAAAAGAAUCGUCUGGGACGCAAGCAAAGCUGUCAUGAGGGGAUUCCUGAUACAACAGAAUGUAGUAAAGAAAAAAACACAAAAUGAGAAAGACAAGAUUUUGGAUAAAAUAAAAGAAUUAGAGAAGAAAUUAAGAGUGAAUCCAAAGUCACAGCCAACUCUGAGAGAAAUUAAACUGUAUCAAACACAAUACUCUAAAUUGAUAAAUCAGGAAAUUGAAUGGAAGAUUAAAUUAAUGAAACAAAAAACGUUUGAGUCGGCGAAUAAAUGUGGAAAACUGCUAUCUUGGCAGUUGAAGAGAAGACAAAGAUUAAAUACGGUUACAAAUUUAGAGGUCGAUGGAAGAAACAUUCAGAAUCCAGUGGACAUUAGAAAGUGUUUCCAGAGAUAUUUUAAAAACUAUAUACCCAAGGGCCGCAAGACGAAGUCGAGAUUAAACAAUUUUUGCCAAAAAUGGAUUAUCUAAACUGUCACAAGAAAAUAGGACAACUCUGAACUCUAAAAUAACACGACAGGAGAUUGAACAAGCUAUUCAGAACAUGCAACUUGGCAAAUCUCCAGGGCCAGACGGGCUGACCUCCAAGUAUUAUAAGACACUAAAAGACUAUUUGAUACAACCCUUGAUGGAGGUUAGCAAUGAACUUAUGGAGGUGAAUAGGGCACCGGAUUCGUGGAAGGAAGCGUUUAUCACAUUGAUACCAAAGUCAGAAGCUGAAAAGACACAACUGAAGAACUACCGUCCCAUCUCCCUUUUAAAUGUGGAUUACAAAAUAUUUGCAGAUAUUUUGGCAAGUAGAUUUAAAAAGUUUUAAAUGAAGUAAUUCAUAAGGACCAGGCCGGUUUUCUCCCAGGUAGACAUCUGUUUGCUAACACAAGGAACAUUAUUGAUAUCUUGGAACUUCUCCAAACUGACAUAAAUACAAAAGCAGUUUUAAUUUUUAUAGAUGCGGAGAAGGCCUUUGAUAAUAUUUCUUGGAAAUUUAUGAUGGGAAACUUAAAAGAGAUGGGAGUGGGACGGGGUUUUGAGAAUGGGAUUGAGGCGAUAUAUUCAGAACAGAAAGCUAAACUGAUAGUUAAUAAUGUGGUUACAGAAGAGUUCAAAAUUGAAAAGGGACACGACAAGGCUGCCCUAUCUCCCCUUUGUUAUUUAUUUCGGUUCUGGAAGUGCUAUUGAACAUGAUUAGAGGGGACCAGUUGGUGGAAGGAAUUCAGGUUGGUCAGAAACAAUAUAAACUAAAAGCUUUUGCAGAUGACCUGGUUUUGACCUUGCAGAAGCCAGAGCCUAGUACGAAAAGAGUAUUACAAUUGAUUAAUGACUUUGGUCGGGUGGCGGGAUUUAAAUUAAAUAAACAGAAAACCAAGGUUUUGGGAAAAAAUUUGACUGAGACAGAGUCAGAACGGUUUCAGAAUGAGACGGAACUUAAUGUGGUUAAAAAGUAAAAUACCUAGGGGUAAACAUAACAGCAAAAAUCUAAGUCUAUUUAAGGAUAACUAUGAAAAAUGUUGGACAGAAAUUAAGAGAGACUUAGACAGUUGGUCAAAAUUGAAACUUUCUUUGUUAGGCCGAAUUGCUGCGAUUAAGAUGAAUGUAUUGCCAAGAAUGUUGUUUUUAUUUCAAACACUUCAGGUUUUGGACAAAAUGGAGUGCUUUCAGAAGUGGCAGAGAGACAUUUCGAAGUUUGUCUGGCAGGGCAAAAGGCCCAGAAUUAAGUUUAAGAUACUAACUGAGGCACAACAAAGAGGGGCUUUGCCCUGCCGGACUUAAAGUUGUAUUACGAAGCCGCAGCGUUCUGCUGGCUAAAAGAUUGGCUACUUCUUGAAGACACUGAUGUGUUAGAUUUGGAAGGGUUUAACAAUGUUUUUGGAUGGCAUGCAUAUUUAUGGUAUGACAAAGUUAAAGCAAAUAAGGCCUUUAAGAACCAUAUUGUUAGAAAAUCACUGUUUAAUGUCUGGACAAAAUAUAAAGACUUGCUGGAAAAUAAAACACCAAGGUGGCUUUCACCUUUGGAAGCUAAGGCCCGAAAAGACCCAAUAUGGAGGCCAAAUGGCCAAAAUAUUGGGAAAUACUAGAAAAGAUGGAGACAAUUGGAAAUUGCAGAGUUUGGAGAAAAUGAAAGACAAAGUGCGAGAUUGGUUACAUUAUGCUCAGAUUAAAGAAGUUUUUAAAAAUGAUAAGAAACUAGGGUUCCAGGUGGAGAAAUCGAAAUUAGAAACAGAAUUGUUAGAACCAAAGACUAAGAUACUUUCAAGGAUGUAUAACUUGCUGUUGGAAUGGAAUACACAAGAUGAAAUGGUUAAAUCGGCUAUGAUAAGGUGGGCACAGGAUAUUGGGCAUAAUAUUAUGUUUGAGGACUGGGAAAGGCUGUGGAGUAAUGGAUUGAAAUUUACUGCAUGUAAUGCUUUGAAAGAAAAUGUAAUGAAAAUGAUUUAUAGAUGGUAUAUGACCCCAGUCAAACUCGCAAAAAUUUACCACCUGUCUGAUAACAAGUGCUGGAAAUGUAAAGAGUGUGAAGGAACGUUCUUUCACCUCUGGUGGACCUGCCCUAAAGUGAAGGCGUUCUGGGAAAUGAUUUAUAAUGAAUUGAAAAAGGUAUUUAAAUAUACUUUCACUAAGAAACCAGAGGCUUUCCUUUUGGGUAUUGUCAGCCAAGGGGUGGCAAAGAAGGACCAAACAUUUUUAUGUAUGCAACAACAGCAGCAAGGAUACUACUCGCAAAACAUUGGAAAACUCAAGAUCUACCCACACUGGAAGAAUGGCAGAUGCAACUGAUAGACUAUAUGCAACUGGCUGAAAUGACUGGCAGAAUCCGUGACCUGGGAGAAGAGAGAAUCGAGGAGGAUUGGAAGAAAUUUAAGAACUACCUACAAAAACAUUGUGAUUUGACUGAAUGCUGAAUAAGAUGCUUGACUAAAUAACUGAGCACCACUUAACUUAGAAGUUUUUAAGAAAAUAAGAAAAACUGUGAAAGUUUAACUCUUUAUGAGAACUAUAAGAUCAUGAAAUAUCGAAGAGAUAUAAGAAUUUAAAUAAGAUGAUAAAUUGCUGACAAAAUGUUAUAAUGAUGAAGGUGGGAGCGGGAGAUGUGAGGAAGUCCAAAGAAAAUGUGAAAUUAUGUUAAGACGAAUGUUAUAUUGUUUAUUACAUUUAUUCCUAUUGUAAAAUCCAAUAAAUUGCUUUAAAAAAAAAUAAAGUGUGCGUGGAGCAUGUGUGCGGCUCUUGGGGAAUUUUCAGCGAGGUGGGAGAAGGGACUGAGGGGCUGCCCUUCUCCCUCCUCGGGGAAAAGCCCCCAAGAGCCGCACACACGCUCCACGCGGCUCUUUAAAGGGAGCGCUGAGCAGAGCCUCCCGCCUGCAUUCGCUCCAUAAGACGCACACACACAUUUCCCCUUACUUUUUAGGAGGGGGAAAGUGCGUCUUAUAGAGCGAAAAAUACGGUCAAUUGAUUGUGAUUUUAUGUAAACUGUGUUACUUUUACUGUUGUUAGCUGCUCUGAGCCCGGCUUCGGCUGGGGAGGGCGGGAUAGAAAUAAAAUAUUAUUAUUAAUAUUAAUAUUAUUAUUAUUGGCAGCUCUUCCCAGGUCUGCACCCUAUGGAGCCGUUGCAGCAAAAGGGGGCCCCUCCCCACCCCUAGCUUAUGUACCGCUCCCCGACAGGCUGUGUUCAUGCAGCCAGAGACUGCGCCGGCUUAGAAGCUGCCUCUGCUCUCCCCUCUUCAGUCCCCUCCUUCAGAUGUCUUUUAAAGAUAGGAUAGCUGCUUAUUUCCUUCAUAUCUGAAGGGAGGGCGCCACCACCAAGAAGGCCCUCUGCCUGGUUCCCUGUAACCUCACUUCUCACAAUGAGGGAACUGCCAGAAGGCCCUCGGCGCUGGAUCUCAGUGUCCAGGCUGGAUGAUGGGGGUGGAGAUGCUCCUUCAGGUAUACUGGGCCGAGGCCGUUUAGGGCUUUCAAGGUCAGCACCAACACUUUGAAUUGUGCUCGGAAACGUACUGGGAGCCAAUGCAGAUCUCUCAGAACCGGUGUUAUGUGGUCCCGGUGGCCACUCCCAGUCCCCAGUCUGGCUGCCGCAUUCUGGAUUAAUUGCAGCUUCUGGGUCACCUUCAAAGGUAGCCCCACGUAGAGCGCGUUGCAGUAGUCCAAGUGGGAGAUAACCAGAGCAUGCACCACUCUGGCGAGACAGUCCGUGGGCAGAUAGGGUCUCAGCCUGCGUACCAGAUGGAGCUGGUAAACAGCUGCCCUGGACACAGAAUUGACCUGCGCCUCCAUGGACAGCUGUGAGUCCAGAAUGACUCCCAGGCUGCGCACCUGGUCCUUCACACAGGGGCACAGUUACCCCAUUCAGGACCAGGGAGUCCUCCACACCUGCCCGCCUCCUGUCCCCCCAAAACAGUACUUCUGUCUUCCAACCCAUCCUGUUCUCCACCCUCCAGCUUUGAAGCAUCCCCUGCCUCCGACUUCCGCUUCCUGGCUGGUACAGCCCCCCACAAGUCACCGACCCCUCCCCUCCAGCGUCGGACUCCUGCCCCGCUUCCCAGCUUCCUGCCAAUAGGGUAGUCGCUCCAUCCCCUUGAUAAUUUUGGUUGCCUUCUCUUGUUUUGAGGUGGGGCGAUCAGAACUGCGCACAGUAUUCCAGGCAUAGUGGUAUAGCUCAGUUUUCCUCCCCCUAUUUUAACGAUCCUUAGGGCGAUGGCAGAAAGAACACCCAUUUGAGAGAUAUUUGCUGAGCUUUGCACCCAUUCCAUUUCUCACCCUGACCUCGCCACUGUGAUCCAUGCGACAGUCACCUCCAGGCUUGAUUAUUGUAACUCGCUCUAUGUGGGGCUGCCCUUGAGACUCACCCAGAAACUCCAGCGGGUGCAGAAUGCCAUGGCGAGACUCCUUACGGGGUCCUUACUGCGGGAUCACACUCAUCCAGUGCUUUACCAACUGCACUGGCUCCUGGGGUCGUACAAGGUCAGGUUUAAGGUGCUGGUUUUGACCUUUAAAGCCCUAUGCGGCCUAGGACCUACGUACCUACGGGACCGCCUCGCCUGGUAUGCCCCAUGGAGAACCUUAAGGUCCACAAAUGACAACACUUUGGAGGUCCCAGGUCGCAAGGUGGUUAGAUUGGUCUCAACUAGGGCCAGGGCCUUUUCAGUACUGGCCCCGACUCAGUGGAACGCUCUGUCACAAGAGACUAGGGCCCUGCGGGACUUGACAUCUUUCCACAGGGCCUGCAAGAUGGAGCUGUUCCGCCUGGCCUUUGCUUUGGACUCAGUCUGACCCUUAUGUUUCCCUCCCCUUAUGGUUUUGAUCUAUGGGCUACUAUUAAAAUGAGGUUGCAUUUUAAAUUGCAGUUUAACCUGUAUUUUAAAUUGUUCCCCUCCCCCUAUUAUGUUUCUACUGUAAUUUUUACUGUUGUUAGCUGCACUGAGCCCGGCUCUGGCUGGGGAGGGUGGGAUAUAAAUAAAAAUUAUUAUUAUUAUUAUUAUUUCCCGUCUGCCUCUUGCCUUUGUCCCGUUCCAGGUGCAACCUCCGAGGAUGAAUGGAACUUGCUGUACGUGGCUGUCACCCGCGCCAAGAGGCGCCUCAUCGUUCCGAAGUUACUGACCCAGAUUUUGACAUUGGCCGGGGUGAGUUGGCAGGGAAGAGUUUGAGGAAGGGUUGUUGCUCAGCCGUAGAACAUCUGCUUAAUAAUUAAUAAUAAUAAUAAUAAUUUAUUAUUUAUACCCGGCCCAUCUGGCUGGGUUUCCCCAGCCACUCUGGGCGGCUUCCAACAAAGUACAGUAGUCUGUUAAACAUUAAAAGCUUGUUCUCUUUGACAUCUGGUGUCAAAGCAGGACUUUGGCACCUGCCCACACUGCCAAAAGUACCAAAACCUGGUUCAAUGCCCAUGGGAUUACUGUGCUUGAUUGGCCAGCAAACUCGCCUGACCUGAACCCCAUAGAGAGUCUAAGGGGCAUUGCCAAGAGAAAGAUGAGAGACAUGAGACCGAGCAAUGCAGAAGAGCUGAAGGCUGCUAUUGAAGCGUCCUGGUCUUCCAUAACACCUCAGCAGUGCCACAAGCUGAUAGCAUCCAUGCCACGCGACAUUGAGGCAGUAAUUGAUGCAAAAGGGGCCCAAACCAAGCACUGAGUACAUAUGCAUGCUUCUACUUCCCAGAGGUCCAAUAUUGUCCUAUUUGCAGUCCUUGUUUUGCUGAUUUCAUUUAAUAUUCUAAUUUUCUGAGAUGGUUCAUUUGGGGUUUUCAUCAGCUGUACGCCAUGAUCAUCACAAUUAUAACAAAUAAAGGCUUGACAUAUCUCACUUUGCAUGUCAUGAGUCUAUCUCAUAUAUUAGUUUCACCUUUUAAAUUGAUUUACUGAAAUAAAUGAACUUUUCCACGAUAUUCUAAUUUUCCGAGUUUCACCUGUAUUCAAUGUACCAUUUCCAUUCUUUCAUAAAAAGUUUGUUAUCUUGAUUUCUUACUCUUCUGGUAAGUUUUGCCAUUUCUGCAUAUUCCGUAAAUUUUUGUAUCCAUUCUUCCUUUGCUGGGACUUCUGCUUCUUUCCAUUUUGAGGCAAGUAGCAUUCUUGCUGCUGUAGUCACAUAUAUAAAUAAAUUUCUAUACAGUUUAGGUAGUUCUGUCCCUAGAAUUCCCAAAAGAAAAGAAAAGCUUCUGGUUUGUUUUUUUUAAAAAAUAAAACUUAUUUUGAACAUCUUUUUCAAUUCAUUGUAUAUCAUUUCCCAGUGCAUCACAAAAAUAAGGACCAAAAAAUUGCUGCUGGAUCAGGGCGAUAGCCCACCCAGUCCAGCAUUCUGCUCUCAACAGCAGCCAACAGGCACCAGCUGAUGCUGAAUGUUUGGCUCCUUACACUGUUCUUGUUGUUUAGUCGUUUAGUUGUGUCCGACUCUUCGUGACCCCAUGGACCAGAGCAUGCCAAGCACUCCUGUCUUCCACUGCCUCCUGCAGUUUGGUCAGACUCAUGUUUGUAGCUUCGAGAACACUGUCCCACCAUCUCGUCCUCUGUCGUCCCCUUCUCCUUGUGCCCUCCGUCUUCCCCAACAUCAGGGUCUUUUCCAGGGAGUCUUCUCUUCUCAUGAGGUGGUCAAAGUAUUGGAGUCUCAGCUUCAGGAUCUGUCCUUCCAGUGAGCACUCAGGGCUGAUUUCCUUCAGAAUCGAGAGGUUGGAUCAUCUUGCAGUCCAUGGGACUCUCCAGAGUCUCCUCCAGAAUUCAAAAGCACCCAUUCUUCGGCGAUCAGGCUUCUUUAUGGUCCAGCUCUCACUUCCAUACAUCACUACUGGGAAAACCAGAGCUUUAACUAUACGGACCUUUGUUGGCAAGGUGAUGUCUCUGCUUUUGAAGAUGCUGUCUAGGGUGGUCAUUGCUUUUCUCCCAAGAAGCAGGCGUCUUUUAAUUUCGUGGCUGCUGUCACCAUCUGCAGUGAUCACGGAGCCCAAGGAAGUAAAGUCUCUCACUGCCUCCAUUUCUUCCCCUUCUAUUUGCCAGGAGGUGGUGGGACCAGUGCACUACCAAAGGCAAAAGCUGGCAAACGGGUGCAAAUCAUGCACCUUUGCAAGCUAGAGUAGCUUCUACAUUUGUGUACACAAACACAUCCCUCUCUGUCUUCCAUCUAGGCCAGCGUUUCCCAAACUUGGGUCUCCAGCUGUUUUUGGACUACACUUCCCAUCAUCCCUGACCACUGGUCAUGCUAGCUAGGGAUGAUGGGAGUUGUAGUCCAUAAACAGAUGGAGUUUGGGAAACCCUGUUCUAGGCAAACAGGAGGCAUUAUCAGAGUUCAAAGACACAUUUAGCCUGGCAGAUAAAUACUUGAAGGCACGGAUACUUAAAGGCUGGUGCAGGGUUGUGCCUGAGGCAGAGGAAUGUCCUGGGGGCCAGAUAGAGAGACCUGGAGGGCCACAUUUGGUCCCUACUCCUGGCUUAAAAUUGUCUCACCUGUCUGCACUAAAUUUUUUCUUCUUUUUCUUUUCCAGGAGCACUAUUUUCAGCCCGUAUUAACUAGUGAAGUGUGCAAGGAGGCAGAAAUCCGGUGUUCUGGGCAGGGCUGCCACAAUGUCAUUUCCAAAGACACUGUCCUAACCAUGAAGAAAAUGCCUUUUGUUUACGUACGUGUCUCUUCUUACGGAACUGGGCACUUGGGGCAGACGAAUAUAAUUUCUCUCCAUCCUAUUUUGAUCUGUGUGUUGCUAGUGCAAAAUGUUUUACUGGUCCUACAGUUUGUUCCACCCAUUUACCUGUUCUGGAGUUUUGCUUUGCUCUGUUAAGUCCCUCUGUCCCGUGAUGGCUGUUGCUUGGAUAGCCUCUCACUUGAUGGCCCUGUUUGCUUCACAGUUCGCUUAGAAACAGGAAUUGGCUCGAUAUUAAUAAUAAUUUUAAUAUUUAUACCCUGUCCAUCUGGCUGGGUUUCCCGAGCCAUUCUGGGCGGCUCCCAACAGAAUUAUAAAAACACAAUAAAACAUCAGACAUAAAAAAAUUCCCGAUACAGGGUUGCCUCUGACGGGAGGGCAUUCCAUAGGGUGGGUGCCACCACCGAGAAGGCCCUCUGCCUGGUUCCCUGUAACCUCACUUCUUGUAGUGAGGGAACCGCCAGAAGGCCUUCAGAGCUGGACCUCAGUGUCUGGGCUGAUCAAUGGGGGUGGAGACGCUUCUUCAGGUAUACUGGGCCAAGGCCGUUUAGGACUUUAAAGGUCAGCACCAAUACUUUGAAUUGUCCCCAGAAACAUACUGGGAGCCAAUGGAGGUCUUUCAGGACCGGUGUUAUGUGGUCUUGGCGGCCGCUCCCAGUCACCAGUCUACCUGCCGCAUUUUGGAUUAGUUAUAGUUUCCAAGUCACCUUCAAUGGUACCCCACAUAGAGUGCAUUGCAGUAGUCCAAGCGGAAGGUAACCAGAGCAUGCACCACUCUGGCGAGAAAGUCCGUGGGCAGGGAGGGUCUCAUCCUGCGUACCAGAUGGAGCUGAUAGACAGCUGCCCUGGACACAGAACUGACCUGCGCCUCCAUGGACAGCUGUGAGUCCAAAAUGACUCCCAGGCUGCGCACCUGGUUCUUCAGGGGCAGUUACCCCAUUCAGGACCAGGGAGUCCUCCACACCCGCCUGCCUCCUGUACCCCCAAAACAGUACUUCUGUCUUGUCAGGAUUCAACCUCAAUCUGCUAGGGGCAGAGCCAGCAAGCUCUCCGCCUUCCGCCCUCCUCUUCCUCGCAUGCAUUCUGCAGACGCAGAAGCAGGAUAAUAAUAAUAAUAAUAAUAAUAAUAAUAAUAAUAAUAAUGAUAAUAAUUUAUACCCCGCCCAUCUGGCUGGGCUUCCUCUGCCACUCUGGACAGCUUCCAACAAAAUAUUAAAAUACCGUAAAACAUCAAACAUUGAACGCUUCCCUAAGCAGGGCUGCCUUCAGAUGUCUUUUAAAAGCGUGGUGGUUGUUUUUCUCUCUGGCAUCUGGUGGGAGGGAGUUCCACAGGGCGGGUGCCACUACCGAGAAGGCCCUCUGCCUGGUUCCCUGUAACUUGACUUCUCGCAGUGAGGGAACCGCCAGAAGGCCCUCGGCACUGGACCUCAGCACGAUGGGGGUGGAGACGCUCCUUCAGAUACACACUUCGUUUCGCAGAGCCCCGCAAAACUCACACGAGUCCCUCUGACUUUUCCCGGCAGAGCGACGGAACCAGAGAGCCCGACGGUUUCCUCUGCGACACUUGUGUGCAACACCGCCUGGCCCUGACAUGGCCGACCACGGCCUUUCGUGCAGCCCAAGCCGCGGACGGCGACGCCGAAAUCUCCGAGGUCCCAGAGACCAUCAACAUCCUCUUCGAACGUUUCUGAACGGGAGAGAGGCCUCGCCGGGAAUCACGCUCUGUCGGGAGACGGCGGAUAAGAAAGCAGUUUUUUAUUAGGACAGGUGGAGCUGUCCUGCUCCUAGGGUUGGCGUGAAUCCGAGAAAGGCAACUGAGGGGGGGAGAGGAGACACAGUCUGCAGAAACACAAUUCAGAGGGCGGUCGCACAUCUCUGCCGUGUUUUGGGGGGCGAGAGGAAAGCUUGCCUUGCCUUCUGUGUGCCCCCAAAGUUUUUUGACCUAAAAUACCACUGGGCCUGUGGUCUGGAUGGUAUGGCUUGAUGGGGAAAAUGGGUAGAAUUUUAGCACAAUAGUCAAUAUAUUGCUCCUCUUGCACUGGUAGGGACUGGGGUGUCACAGGGUGUAGAGGUUCAUGGGCCAAAAAGUCUGCGCACCUGUGUGGCAGAAGGUCUUUCCGGGUGUGCCAGCAGCAUCUUCUGGUGCCCAUGGUGCCCUGCAGAUGUCGAUUCGCCACCUGCUUUCCGCUUGCUAAGCUUUUGCUAUAAACUGCAUUAAAACUCUUGUCUAUUUCAAGUGACGAGGCGUAUGCGUGUCGUUUACAUUUUUAUUCCUUUCCCAAAGCCACCUUAGGAAUACUUUUUGAAAGUGCCAAUACAUGCAGCGGCAUGUGAAUAAAUAACAUGGAAGGUUGCAAUCCUGACCCACAAACUUUUUUUUAUUCAUUUUAUAACACAACUAAACAACACAAACAGAAAAAACAAACAAUACAAACAAAUUCUUGUCUUAUCCUUAUUUUUUCUAAACAUUGUUAGGUGGGCUUCCCCAAGUCCCCCCCAUCUGAUUUUCAUUUUACCUCAUCUUUAGCAGUUUACAUAUAUCAUAAUUUUUAACCUUUUUUAAUCACACUUUUACCAUUAAAAAUCUUCACAUUUUAUCACCUACAAAUAAUACUAUUUUAAAAUACACUAUCUUCUACUUCUAACCCUUCAGCCUAUAUCCACUUUCAAAGCUAUUCUAAGAUUUAAAUAUUCACAUAUUUUUUCAAAUAUUCUUUAAGCUUCUUCCAAUCUUCUUCCACCGUCUCUUCUCUCUGGUCUCGGAGUCUCCCGGUCAGUUCGGCAAGUUCCAUAUAGUCCAUCAUCUUCAUCUGCCAUUCUUCUAUAGUUGGUAAAUCUUGUUUCUUCCAAUUCUUCACUAGUAAUAUUCUCGCAGCUGUUGUGGCAUACAGACCCACAAACUUAACUGGGCAGCAAGCCUCAUUUGAACUCCAUGGGGCAUACUUAUGAGUAAACGGGCUCAUUGGAUCGUUCCUCACACUUAAUAGUAGGGCUUGGAGGCACAAGAGGAGCAGUGAUAAAAAUUGGGUGGGUGUGUUUUUUUAAAAAACAACCUUCCUAUUUAAAUGUGAACAUGUGGUUUGCAGGGACUUCUUUUAAAAAAAUAAUAACCCCAAAGAAAUAUAUCUAUAUUCCACCCAACCUACAUUUCCCCCCCUAAACUGAUUUAGGUUGCUAUCUUUUUUUUAUCUGUGCUGUUCUGCUUUGUCUCUGCAACCGCCAUAUCUGUGGCAGCAGGAGGAGGAGAUUUGAGGAGGUCUACCAUUUUGCAGAGAGCUAGUUCUUACUGGGGCGGUCAACCUAUGUCUGGGCUACACUGGGCUUCAAAAUGUGGGCAGAGGCUCACACUGAUCACAUGACAUCCCAAACCAAACACAGUCUUUCCACAUGCAAAAUUAGGCACCUUGAGAGUGGCUCAUGCUUUCGCCUGGCAUCAAAACAAAAUAAAUUAGGUAAAGGUAAAGGGACCCCUGACCGUUAGGUCCAGUCAUGACUGACUCUGAGGUUGCGGCGCUCAUCUCGCUUUAUUGGCCGAGGGAGCCCGAGUACAGCUUCCGGGUCAUGUGGCCAGCAGGACUAAGCCGCUUCUGGCGAACUAGAGCAGCGCACGGAAACGCCGUUUACCUUCCCGCUGGAGCGGUACCUAUUUAUCUACUUGCACUUUUGACGUGCUUUCGAACUGCUAGGUUGGCAGGAGCUGGGACCGAGCAACAGGAGCUCACCCCCUAGCUGGGAUUGGAACCGCUGACCUUCCACCUGGCAAGCCCUAGGCUCUGUGGUUUAACCCACAGCGCCACCCGCGUCCCCUUAGCACCUUAGAGACCAACUUUGUUAUUGGUAUGAGCUUUCGUGUGCAUGCACACUUCUUCAGAUACCUUCAGAUUUCCCCUGGCAUGCUAGCUUUUUAACUGCAAGGGAAUAUUCAGCCAGGCUGAGCACACCACCCCCUUGAAGUCUGAACUCAUCCAGUCCAGACUGCACUUUUGCCCAUAUUGGUAAGAAUAUCUGAUACAUGCCUAUAGCCUUAUCUCUUUUGCUCUCCAUCUUCUGUGUUUUUCCUGUGUGCAGGUAUUUCUUCCUCUUGAGAUACGAUUAAAGCAUUGUUAAAUAAAUAAAUAAAAAUAAAGUUUGUAAUCAAAAACGGUUGUUUUAUGGCCAAAUUUUGCAAUACCUGUAUUUUACAAUAAACAAGUUUGGUUUAU